Molecule: messenger RNA, 50795 nt
Organism: Porites evermanni
Lineage: Eukaryota; Metazoa; Cnidaria; Anthozoa; Scleractinia; Poritidae
Source: the annotation of a GenBank genome assembly
GUCGGUUGCCGUUGGCAAUAAAAUGAGCCUAAAGGUGUACCACGCACUUUAGAAUUAAGAACGGGAAUUGCUGAUGUUUCCAAAGAACAUCUUAAAAGGUAACACUAGUAUGAUAUAAGUACAAUUAUAGUUACAUAUGUUUACAUUCACUAUUUUCAUUGUAACUCUACCUUUGCAGACUGGCUGUUACAACGCACGCGGUCACUGAAUGAUACCAUAGGAUCUACGAUAUGAUGACAUAUCUACGAAAUCCAGAAACAUUUCCUUGCUAUAAGCCUAAAACUUGGCCUUAAAGAAAUCAAGAAGCAUGACCUCUUUCAAGAAACUUCUCACUUUUGCAUUUUUGAUGUGCACGAAGGUCUUUCAGCAUUCUAAAGGUACAUCUGCUUUACAGUGAAAUUUAUACUGACAUGGCUGUCAUAAGGAAUAAGCCAUGAAAUGGACAAUAUGUUCAUUUCAAAUUAUUGUUAUCAUUGAUAUAAUUCCUAAAAAAUAUCAUGACUUGAACUCACAUGUUCACAGAUAUAUAACCUAUCGAAUAUUUACUCCUUUCUCUUGGUGUAGUACUUAUUAGCCGCGUAAAUGCAAUUUUUAAUAUACUGAACUGACAUUUACUUUAAGAAUCUGUGCUGUUUUCAUUGAGGCCAUAUUCUUUCGUUUUUAACUUAAAAUGAUCAAAUUAAAUAAAUAAUUUGAUCGUUUUGACCGUAGCAGACUGAUCAUUUUCUUCCUUACUCAUGAAACCGCUCUCGCUACGGUAAUGCUUUUUUACUGAACUUGAUAAUGGUUUACAAACAACACUCGGUGAAAAGAGGUCAUAUUUAUCAUGCAAAUUUUUUCUUCCUUAAGGUUGUGAGAAUUGCUUUUAGACAAUAAAACAUGUGACUGAUUUUCGCAAACAGUAAUCAACUGAAGCGCUUUUUUUAAAGUGAAACGCGCAGAAAGAGGGAAAUGAGAAAAAAAAUGUUGAAUAGGAUGGGAUAUAAUCAUGUCAAGCUACUUUGAUGUGUUAAAUUGCUUUCGCAAUCUGGUUGCGUUAUACUUUCUUUGUGAAAGCUUUCCUGCAAAACAAGCUGAAGAUAUUAAACGAAUUAAGAGAUUUAACAUUGGCGGGAGCUGAAACAUUUAUUUUUCUUGAAAAAAAGGGAAAAGAAAUUCAAUAAGUAUUAGGUGCUUAAGCGAGUUGAUUUAUGCAGUCGGGUGGUCAUAGCUAAUUAUGCAUAUAAUAUAUCUUACAGGUUUCCCUUUCAUAUCACAAUAAGAUGGUUAAUGCCUCAAUGACGUGACGUGUCUGUUAAUUUAGAACAGGAUGUUAAAAAAGUACUAUCUCUUUAUUUUUCGAAAAUUCGAUGGCACAAGAAAAAUCAGCUGACAGCGAGGUUAACACGGGUCUUAGGACGCUCACCUUGAUUGCGAGUAAAAAGAUGAAAAAGUAAAUUAAACUGCUAUAAAUGGCGGAAUAAAACUAGAAUAAAUUUAGAACAAAAUGAUGAUAAAAGGCUAGCAAAGACCGUACACACUUCGGAAAAAAAUAGAUUUAUCGGAAGCCUUUUGUUUGUGGCAAUACCGUACCCAGUCAUGAGGAGAAAUAAAGUAGCUUGUUGCCAGUUAACAGGAAGUUGCAUGGUCAAGUGGACUCAUGGUGUGGCGUAAGCAUGUUUCAGGAGUCCAUAAAGCUGCAGAGAGGCGGGAAGUUUCCUCUCUAUUACGCGCCUCUACUUUGAUCUCCAUUAUCUGAACGCCCGGAACAAGUGUAAUAUAUAGAUUUAGCCAGGGCUAAAAGCGAGGCUCCCAUUAAUUUAUUUAUAAUUCAAAUCAAACAAUAAACUUGUAUUGCACAAUUUGUUAACUUUAGAGCACAUAGCACAUUCAUGUGACUUUUGAGAGAAAAGGCUAAGUGAUUUUAGAGAAAAAUAAUUUGCAAAUAGCCCAAGAGUGAACAAAAUCUUACAUCGAGUUGAUAACCUCAUAUGUACACCCAAAAAAUAGCAAUCAUCUUCGAUCACAUUUAAGAGCCAUAAUGGCUCUUGAUCACCGUAAGAUUAAAUUAGGCUUGGAGAAAAAAUCUGGUUGAAUUUUUUUGCGUUCGACAAGUUUACUUUACAAAAUCUUGCCAACAAAUCUGGUUGCGUGUAAACCAACCUUUUAUACCAUUUAUACAUCGCAUCUGAGGUGAAACAGUACUAUGAGGUACUGUUUUUAUCAUACAGACCUCGGACAGAAUGCAGUAUUUCACAAUUUUGCAACAGAAACAUAAUAAACAUAAUAAAGAAAUUAUUAUGUUUAUUUUUUACUUAAUGGUUUUAUCGAUCUGUAAUCUUUAAAAGCCUUUGAUACGCGCGGCAUUUUGAGUACUCCUGCAAGCGAUGUUCGCUGAAAGACUGAAAACAAACGGCACAGCGAUUAAAAUUACAAGAGAGACUACCAACAAUCAAUAAAGGAAACAUAAUUCGGCGAAACAUAUACAGAGACAACAUUUUUCAUUCACGAAGACAAAUAUUAAAGUGUCUCUAAAAAUCCUGAGUCUUCAAGCUUAAAGCUUAAGUUUAUGUUUUAAGCCGGCUUCCCGGUAUUUACAGGCAGGUACAAAAGUCGGACCGGAUCAACUCGGACCGCCAGUCCGGGUCGGAUCAACUCGGAUCGACUCGGACUAACUCGGAUCGAAUAAAAAAAUAAAGACAAAAUAAAACUGGUAUCACUUAACGUCGGUAUCACUUAACUUUCACCCGCCAUUUUUGUUUUUUUCUCACGAACUCGUGGUUGCAUAAAUUAAUUUUAUUUUUAUUAAUUUUAAUGAUAUACUAGUGAGCAGCACACACACACUUCCAAUGAACAUUUUCAACUUGGAAGGAGGAGAAAUCAUGCUUGCCCGGGACAACGAAAAUUUUCGUACCCCGGGCGAGAAUUGAACUCACGACCCUCCGAAUACCACAUGUUUAUCGAACGUUCCAACCACUGAACCGGGAUGGUCGCGAGUUCGAUUCUUGCCCGGGUCAUGGAAAUUUCCUUUGUCCCGGGCGAGCAUGGUUUCUCCUCCUUCCAAGUUGAAAAUGUUUACUGGAAAUUUAUGUGUGCUGCUCACUAGUGUAUCAUUAAAAUUAAUAAAAAUAAAAUUAAUUUAGGCAAUCACGAGUUCGUGAGAAAAAAAACAAAAAAAUUAAGUGAUACCGACUGAUUUUGUUUCUUUUUAUAAUUCGAGUUGUUUUUUUUUUUUUAAUGAUCUGAGUUGAUCCGAGUCCAAUUUUAUUUUAUUUUUAUUUUUUUUAUUCGAUCCGAGUUGGUCCGAGUCGAUCCGAGUUGAUCCGACCCGGACUGGCGGUCCGAGUUGAUCCGGUCCGACUUUUGUACCUGCCUGGUAUUUACUUUUUUCACAGAUGAAAUCGAGGCAAGAAAAUCGGUCAAAGCUUUCUUUUACAGCCAGAAUUAUAACUAAAUGUUCUUUGGAACGUUUUCUUUCUAUCUGCGGUGAGAAAAUGUCUAAAGAAUUUUUAAAGUUGUGUAAGCUUAUAUAAAGUUUACCUGAUUCUUGGUCAGAUCAAAUUGUCUCAAAUCUUACAAACGUGCAUAAACUGCAUAGCCGCAUAAACUACGCUCGACUUCUUUAAAUUAGAUAUAAAAAACAAACAUCAAACACAAUAAUUACUGAGGCUUACCAUUCGAGAUGAAGCUCCUGAAAGGUAUCAAGUAAGGCCAGUAUCGCUUCAGACUUUUCAAUAUUUACGCAUCAAGCAAGAUGAAAAACAAAAACGUUGCCAUCCGAAAUCGGAUUCCCGACUUUGACAAGUGAUGUAUUAAUUUCUCAACCAAAAACCAACUAGCCAUGAAUAACAGAAGGCUCCUGAUAGCAGGUGAAUUUCAUUUUGUGCAUCCAGUGGAAAAAGACAGUUUAAAACAUCACAAGUUGACACAAAACUCUCUCAGCUUCAGCUGUCAGAGUAAACAAGAUUCAAGAUGCUGUAUAAAUUUUCCGCAUGAGUUCUUCUCUCAAAUUUUGACCAAUCAGGGCAUAAAAAAGGGACGUAGAGCGUGACCAACGCGUGACCAUGGUGNCGGUCAAAGCUUUCUUUUACAGCCAGAAUUAUAACUAAAUGUUCUUUGGAACGUUUUCUUUCUAUCUGCGGUGAGAAAAUGUCUAAAGAAUUUUUAAAGUUGUGUAAGCUUAUAUAAAGUUUACCUGAUUCUUGGUCAGAUCAAAUUGUCUCAAAUCUUACAAACGUGCAUAAACUGCAUAGCCGCAUAAACUACGCUCGACUUCUUUAAAUUAGAUAUAAAAAACAAACAUCAAACACAAUAAUUACUGAGGCUUACCAUUCGAGAUGAAGCUCCUGAAAGGUAUCAAGUAAGGCCAGUAUCGCUUCAGACUUUUCAAUAUUUACGCAUCAAGCAAGAUGAAAAACAAAAACGUUGCCAUCCGAAAUCGGAUUCCCGACUUUGACAAGUGAUGUAUUAAUUUCUCAACCAAAAACCAACUAGCCAUGAAUAACAGAAGGCUCCUGAUAGCAGGUGAAUUUCAUUUUGUGCAUCCAGUGGAAAAAGACAGUUUAAAACAUCACAAGUUGACACAAAACUCUCUCAGCUUCAGCUGUCAGAGUAAACAAGAUUCAAGAUGCUGUAUAAAUUUUCCGCAUGAGUUCUUCUCUCAAAUUUUGACCAAUCAGGGCAUAAAAAAGGGACGUAGAGCGUGACCAACGCGUGACCAUGGUGAGCAAAGUCAAAAGCAACUGUCUUGCCUGUAAUAGCUGGCUGAAUUUUCGGGUCCGAGGUCAGUUUUUAAUCAAAAUUUUAAUUGUGCUGCCCAAAAACAGAACAUAUUUCAUAUGAAUGAAAAAAAAGCAAACUUGAGCCUGCGAUCAUUUGAAAACUAGUAACUUGUCAGCGGAUAACUUCAAAAAAUACUUGACCUCGAUGGGUCAACACCUGAGCCCGCGGUACGGUCAAGUGAUACUGGUCAGCGGAUACCCUGUUUUCACAGCUGUCAAUUGAUCAAAAUAUUGAUUUCUAAUGGAUGUGUGCAUUAUCAGUUUUCCUGUGCUCUCAAACUAGCUAGAAACGCGAUUGAACAUUGAUCGCGAUCUAGUAAAACAACUGGUCAGCGGACAGCUUCCAAAUAAAUCACGUCACCUUGAAGAGUUGACACAUGAGCCCUCGAUAUGGCAAUGUGGUACUGGUCAGUGGUUAUCCUGUUUUGACAGCUGUCAAUUGACCAUAUUGUGAAUGGCGAAUGUAAAAGAUGUGGAUUUGCCAAGACACGCCUGAGACACCCCUCCCUCCCUUUGAUAGUCUCCCCUACCCUACCCGUACAAUCUGUAGACGCGUACGUACGUACGUACGCUCGAUCAGUCACAUGACAACCAAAAGAAAAGAGGUUGACCAUAUUCUAUGAGUAUGGGGCUCUGUCCCACGCGCGCUUCGCGCGCGAGGUAGCCCCGCUACUAAUUAACCCUUAAAACCCAGUUUGAAGGCUCGCUUUGAAGACCAACUAGAGUUGUCAGUUCUCGCCGAUAAACCCGAGUGCAAAUCAUUCUUAAUUAUUAUGCGUCUUCAUGAUAUUAAAAACUGGGACGGUAACGCGGGUGCAUUAAACAUCAUACCUUAAAUUAAACGUCUGGGCCCAGUUGUUCGAAAGGUAGAUAACCACGUAGAUAACGCUACACAUUGGCCAUGGCUAACUAAAUCUCUAUCCAGUCAACGCAAUUGCCGGGUUUCCCUAAUACUUAUCCUCUGGAUAGCGAUUUAUCCGGUGGAUAGCGCCAUCUAACGUUUGAACAACCGGAGCCUGAAGUCUGAUGUUACAUAACGUUGCCAGGUAUUUAAUAGGUGCAGACGUCUUAGAUAUCCUUUAGCAUUAUGAAAUGUACGGUCUUAAUAAAUUACAAGUCCCAUCGUCUCGCCACCGACAAAAAAUUCCUGCGAAAAAGCUAGUAAGUUACAAAUCAAAUUGGCGUCAGGUCACCCGGUUAAAUUAUUACUAGAUUUUAAGUCAGUUGAGAUUGUUAUUGUAUACCUGCCAACUUUUUCUGAGUCAAAUGCGUGUGACUUUCACCUUGUCAUGACCGGGAUUUCCGGAACGUCACGGCCACUUCCGAAGAUCUCCGUCGACUUCCGACUGUUGCCGAAAAUGUCCGCAGACUCAGGUUCCGAAGACGUUUGAGGAUUUCCGAAGCUACUUAGAAGACGACAUUUUUAAUGUGCUUUGAUUUCGUUAGAACACAAAAAAGGUCACAAAGUCAUCAUUUAAUGCCUUUUUGGAUUGAAUUUUCAUUAUUUAUCAUGUGUUAAAGGACAAUGUAAGUCAGGCGUGAGAAAUUGUCCUCGCUGUGUGAGAUCGGUGUCUUUAGUCCGCAGGAGUGAGACUCACGCAUAAUGCGUGAGAGUUGGCCGGUAUAUUAUUGUUGUUGUUUUAUCAUCACCCGUCAUCAAUUCAUUACACCAUCAUUAUUAUCAUAAUUUGAAUGAUUUAUUUCAGCCGUUUGUUCGGCUCCAGUACAAACUGGUGAUAAAGGUUAUUCAUCUUGCUGCAUUAUCGUUUUUCCCUUUUUCUAGCACAAGCAAACAAGAAACCUCUCUUUGAUGAUAGUCAAAGGGUGUUUACAGCUUACGAGAAUGCUACAGUAGGUAAGUACAGGGUCAGUGGGCUUAUAUUAAUUCCUUAUAGUCUACAGUCAAAAUAUGGUACCGUAUGUGUAUGUCAUCCGGAUAACAACUGAUUAUCUCACAAACUGAACGAUGUUCUCAGGUUCUUCCAUUGCCGUCAUUCGUGCCAGAGAUGAAGAAGGUGAUCCGAUUGUGUUUUCUCUGGAUCCGGUUGGUGGAGAGCUUCUAAACAUCGAUAACAACGGCAAUUUAACUCUUAAACAAGCGCUUGAUCAAGAGGUUAGUAAUAGAUAGUUCUUAAGCCGUUGAAGUGCCAGACGUCACCUGUCUUCCCUUCUCAAUGAUUGGAAAUUCUACAUAAAUUUUAAAUUGUUAUUAAAAAAAAAAAAAUAGCACAGUUACUGGUUAGUCACAUAGUAGUUUUUAUUGUGGCUCACAAAUAAGGACAGAAACAAAAUUGAUAGGGAAAAAAACAUAAAAAUAAGAAUCCCUACUGGCUGGAUGCAAACCAGGUCAUUUACGAGCUUGGUUGAGUAGAUGAACUCGGUGAGGACAAGUCCAGCUAGCGUUAGCGCGGACCGGCAACAGUUGACUUGAGCUCGGGGUCUCCAGAUUCCUUUGGUACAAAUAAGGGACUUGUCAGAAAUUAGCAGGGGGGGGGGGGGGGGGAGGGUGGAAGCCAAGCGGGGUGUUUGGCGGGUUGGGUGGAUGAGAAACGGGGGGGGGGAACGAGCGGGGCUAGGGUCGGGGAGAGCGGGCAAGGGGUGGGUGGGGGGGGGCUUCCGGAGUUUUUGUUGGGAAAAAAAAGGGGUGGGUGAGAAGGGGGGGGGGGGGGGGGGGGGGGGGUGGAAACAGAGGGAGGGCCACAGCUUUUUGAGACUCAGAAAAGGGAGGGGUCAUGAAAAAUGGGUUGUUAAAAGGGGGCGGGUCAUGCAAAUAUAUGCCUGUGAUCAUCCUGGUGAUCAUAUAGAGGUUUAAACACAGAAGAAAAAGGAAGUGCUUCAUUUGGUAAAAAAAAACUUGGGAGAAAUAGGAGAGUCGAGUGAUCAGCUGCCAGAAUCAGAGUCGGACUCUUAAUGCUGUCAUCUAAAAUGCAUGUAUAUAGCAUUACAAAGAACAGAUUAGAAAUAUAUUUUGAGUUUUCAUAAUACUGACUCACCCUAGUGUAUUGCAAGAACUAGAUUUUAUCAUUUAUACAAGAAGGGGAGGGUCAUGAUAAUUUAGGCCAAGCUCAAGGGGAUGGUUAGCAAAUUUCACUCCUAUUGCAGGGAUGGGUCACCACAUUUCCGAACCCAAAUUUAAAAUUCCCACCCCCUACCCUCCUGCUAACUUCUGACAAGUCCCUAAUAGGAAUAAAAAUAAAAGAAGUAGGAAACGAGUUGUAAAUUUCAAAGCUGAAGUCAGCGGGUAAAAAAAAUCUAUAUAUGAAAAAUGUGGUUUAUGUCAGAGGUAAUUCGAAUCGGACGAUCUUAAAUAAAGCAGGUCGAAAAAUUUCAAUUUUUUUUCCGACCAUUUAAAAAAGUAGUGGAGGAUCAUGAAAAAAUAGCCUGAAUUUCAUCCGAUUACUUCGAGUCGUUAUUACUCCCGCCCUCAUUAACGUCUGAAUCGACCGGCCGUUAAUGCCGUCCAGUGACGUCACUCACUACCCGAAAACCUGGGUAGUGAUUGUGAUUGGUUGAUUGUCUAAACAUUCGCAUAAUUAUGAAUUAUUAUGAAAAAUUUUAACGGGAUUGUCUGUUGAUAUUCAGCGGAUCGCAUCCCUGGCAUUCUUUUGUGUAGUUCAAACAUUAAGGUAAGCUUAAUCUUUAUCUUAAACAGUAAAAUUGCCCUUGUCUUCGAAACUGAAAUGCUAAAUUGAACUGCGAAUGAAGAAUCAUUGCGGAGACUCGGUAGGUUUUUCAUUUAGAGCCGCUUUGUGGUUUCGGCGGCCGGUGAUUUUGUUCAUGCGAAGUUUAAUUUUCUGAGAACAAUGUUAUAAUUCGACCUUCUUGCUUUUUUCACCGUCAAGUGUAAUGAUUCUGUUAGCUUUUCUUUCUUGUUUCCUUGUUCUUUUUCUUCGUUAAGGACCAAAUAGCUUCUUUUCUGCAAUUCAAUUAAAGCAAAUCAUUGUCAGUUUGAACCAAGUGUUCCGUGUGUGUGUUUAUUUCAUUGGGUGAUUGCGACCGAGUUUGCAUGCUGAUUACAGAAUUACAACCGGUUCAGAGUUGUACUGCAUGCAGUUGAUAAUUUGAACGUUAAACAUCAAUUACGAUCGAAAACAAAUAAGGCAAUUCUGUAUCAUGCAGACAUUUCCAAACGAUAUUUCUCGCCAUGAAUUAAAGCAAAGGUCAAAGAGUGGUGACGUCACUGGACGGCAUUAACGGCCGGUCCGAUUCAAACGUUACUGAGGGAGUAGGACUCGAAGAAAUCGGAUGAAAUUCAGGCUAAUGAAAAAAAGGAUUAGUCCAGCCUUGAAUGAAACACAUUUGGCGGCGCGCAUGCUUAUUUUACAGCGUCUGUUAAUCCACUGAAUUUGUGACUGCCGAUUGUUAUUUUUUUUACAGACGACGAACCAGCAUACAUUCACAGUGACUGCUGAAGAUAAGUGUUCUGGCUGUGACUUAAACUUUCGACAGGUAAUCCAAUCACACCUCUUGUAACAGAUCGACAUUCAUAUGUAUAAUUACGGUCUAGAAUUGCCAAUGAGUCGACCGCGAUGAGCGCCAAAGGCUCGAGGGACAGUUAUGAAGGGAGCGAAAACGAGCGACGUAAACCGGAAACUACCGGGCUUAAGAAAGUCUAUAGAGGUAUUACUAUCAGAAAAUGAUAUUAAAUAUCAAUAAUUUUUUACAUCACUAGGCCCAAAGACUGUUUUACCUGAUCGUAUUGGACAUAAACGAUAAUACUCCUGUUUUUGUCAGCACUCCAUAUUUGGCCAGGGUUGCAGAGGUAAGCAUUAUUUUGCUCUAUUUUAUGACGUGGGUGUUAAUGCCAAACGAGAAUAAACACUAGUCAAGACCCUUCUGUGCGGUUUUUACAUGUACUAGGCAAAAAUGUGUUACCACAGCAGGAAAGAGGCCUUAAAAUCAGAAAAUUUUCCAGGAUAUAGCCCUACGAAGUUUCGACACUUUACAGGCGCUUGUAGUAUAAAGCCUCGGGGAGGCGAGUUUGUGGCAGGACCAUUUAAAUGCGAAUAAAAGUUUCCCGAACUCUUUCAGCUAUUGCAAAUGAAUGAUAGACAAAAGUCAAAGACCAUUUAUACAAUGCCCUAAAUCUACCAAGAAACAGUCAUUUCUUACAAAUAUAAUGUUUAGGAUAUGCCAGUGAAUUAGUACGACACUAAAGCAUUCGAGUUUUGCUGGCGUUAAGUUCGCGGCAAAACUUUUGAGAGAAUCGUUAAGGAAGGAACAGAGCGUGAGCAAAUUUACAUCUGGAACCCAAAACUUCCAGAGUAAUCAGAAAGGAGUUUCUGAGGAAAUAUCCGGGAAACGUCGAUCUCGCGAGCGGUCAUACAGGCCAGGAAUUAAAGAGAGAUGGGUGUAUUCUCGACCAAGGAAGUCAAUAUAAGUUUCUAUAUAGCUAUUGCCAAUCCCUCCUAGCCUGGGACGGUCUAAAGCUUUGGGGUAUAUCAAUCCUGGAAAUAACAUGUAAGGGAAUCCGAAUUCCAGAAUCCUGGAAAUUUUUGCAUGUGGAAUCCGGAAUCCUGGGCUUUGGAAUCCGGAAUACAGCUCAAGGAACCCGGAAUCCAAGUUCCAAUGACAAAGACUGGAAUCCAGUACCUAAAAUCCGGAAUCCGUUACGUGGAAUCCAGAAUCCAAGACUGUCCUGGAUUCCCUAGCAUGGGGCGAAACCUACAACAAACCUUUCCUUGAACGAAGGUGCGUCUGGUGCACAGGGUCCAGAGGAGUUUCGUGUGAAUAAAUGAAUUACCUAUUUAAAGUUUCACCUUGAAAAAUGUCUAUACCUGUCGCAUAGCACGAUUAAUUAGCCCAAUGGGAUCUUAAUGAAUCUACUGUAAACGAUUUCUUCGCUUCUUAACUGACCAAGAUCGACUUUGUUGUUCGCCAUUUUGAAAAUCAAUAACCGCAAGCCAUAUCCUUGCUGGCGCACGGAACGUAGCCCGAAGGGCGACCAGGGCACGAAGUGCCGAGUAAAAAAAAGGACAAGGGAGGAAACUUGUGCCACGUGACUUCGUUCGCUGUGAACCGCAUCACUCGGUGACGGAAGUGAAUGAGACCGGAAACGCAAUAGCAACUCGAGAAUCAAAACAUCAGCUGCGGAGGGAGUUUUAAAGAUCUCAGAGAUCUAUGCGAAGGCAAAAGAGUUUUAAUUGAAGUGAAGAUCUUUUAAGACUGGACAUUUGUUGUACAUGUCAACAGUCUUCGAUGUCUUAAGCAGGUUUCGCUUGUGCAAAGGCUUCCCAGUAGUCGCAAAACGCACAACCAAAGACGCAAGAGGUACCACUGUUGGGACCACCGAAGAAUGGCGCAGUCGUGAUGAUGUUACAGUUGCCUUGUACGUGCGCUCUACUCAGUGCCACGUUUUAUUUCAAGAGUACACACGACCUGUAAUCACUAUCCGUAAUAAUUUAACAUUCUCCAAACAAAACUAACGAGCUGGGCCCAGCGUGAUACAGCAUUGCAGAAAAACAUUACCUUCACAUACUAAAGAAAAUCGCUUAGUUAUUCAGAUCUAGAAGGCACUUUGGAGAAAAUUGGAACCCUUAUUCAGCUGUAAUAAAAAGCUUCCACGGCAAAAGAGGUCAAAGAAAAUGCGCUUGCAUCAGAGGGCAAAUUCUGCCGACCAGAAACAAUAACCGCAGUAAAUCGAUAUGUGUCAUGACCUCUCAGUGUGAAACAUGCGGAUAAAAUCACAUUUGCUCAGUGAAAAUGUAGAACUUUCCAGAGCAUGAUCUACCUAGCAGAGGAAAACACUUUGUUGGAAGGAACAGCAUUUUGGCAUGAGGUAAAAGUCGUGUAGGCUUACCAUCCCCUUUUAUUGCUCCGAUCUUGAGCACAUUUACUUUACUAUGUCAUUUCCGUCACCGUCUGUUGCGGUGCACAGCGAACGAAAGCGCUAUCUCGAAGCCGUAAAUUUCGGUCGCCGAAAAUGAAUUUGAACGCUUUUUUAUGCCGUUUUCCUACAGUAUUUGGCAAAUACAUAAGAAUUCUAGAUCGGGUUAGUAAAAUCAGGUGAUUUCAUUCAAUUCCAUUUGAAUUUCAGGAAUUCGAAAAUCGGCCCCAAAUUUGUUUCCUCCCUUUCCGUAUUUUAUACUGUAAGCCGAUCUUGCGAGCCCUCAGUCUCUUGGUUUGCGGUCCAUAGAAUGUGUAACGAAACUGUAACGCGAUCAAAACAACCCGUUUUUUCAGAGGGUUUCGACGGGUUUUGAUGUUCUAACGACAAACACAUCUCCUCUGGACCCUGUGCCUGGUGGAGUCAGUUUAGACGGUGUCUCACCUCUGAAAAUGAAAAAUUAAAACUUUAAAAAACGGGUAGCUAGUAAUCAAUGCAUAAGAAGACUUGUAGACUAGCUGACUCUCAAAUUAGCUUGCUGGAUCUUAACCCUCGGGCGUACAAGAGGGGGUAGGUUUUUCUGAGUUUUUUACUAGAGGAUAAAACAUCAGUACCUGACGUUUUCAGUAGCUGUUCGUUCAUCCCUCGCGCACAUUUUGAGACAAGUUUGGUGACGAUCAGUUGCUAUGGUUACGAGAAAUGACGUCAUAAAUAGCAGGUGGACAAGCCAAUUUUGGGUGAAAAUAUACGUUUUUUCAACUUCUUUCAACAACAAAAAUUAAUCUUGUGGCUAAAAUCAUGCAAGUGCUUAUUUAUGUGUUAUUUUUCAUGUAAAGUACAAAAAAUUAACAUUUCUCGCAGUUUUAACCUGAUUUCUAAUUCUUGGUAAAAUCUAAGAUCGUGACCAUUGUUGAUGACGUCACAGGCUUCCAGCAGCGCCACCACCCCUAAAAUACACCUCAUCUUGUUAAGAAGAUCAAAAGCUUUACACUUAAAGGGGCUAUGUCACCCCACACGCAUGCGCGAGCCAAUGAAAACAAACUUGAAAAAGUAGGCCCGACUUUUUCAAGUUGUGUCGGAGAUUUUGGAAGGCUGUUUUUAUCUGUGUAAAUCUCAGCCAUCGUUCGAUAGUUAGCGAAGUUUUGUAUUAAGAAUCGUUCUAUGGUGAUUACAGAAUAAUUUUUUCGUUUUUUUGAAAUUGUUUUCCUGUGGAAUGUUUUUACGUGGAUUUACUGUGUCCUCUUAUCAGCGGCCGUUGUAAUGGCAGAGUUAAUGACGGCUACUCCACGAGUGAUGGAAUCUUUGAUGGAAUCUUACCUAUAGUUCACAGAACCUUUCUAUUGAGUUAUUUUAGAGGCUGCUGGCUCUUGGAUUUUUCUUGUGCUCAAAGUAUGUGAACAUAUAAUGAAGCGACUAUCGAGUUGGCGGCGGCUGAGUUUACUUUCCCUUUUUAUCAACGGACUGCUUAUAGUGGAGUAGUAUACCAAUGAUGCUUGGUUCUGUUUUUCUCGACGUCGCAGUGAUUCUGCACGAUCGAACAAUUUUGCGCGAUAAUGUAUGUUUCCCUAAGAUCAAAACAAAGACUUGAUGUCUCUUGUUCUAUCAGCAUCUAAAUUAUAAAAUCACUAGCGACAGACAAGUCUAAUUGUUAAUGAUUUGAAACAGUCUUGGUCUUUAUCUUCGGUCUAGCGUCUUUUGUAGUUCGUUUGUAAAAUACAACUUCGAUCAGCCUGUUCGAUUUAUUUUGUUGAAUAAGACAAUAUGUUGUUGUUGAAUUUUUGUUUGCGCUCUAUUUUAUAAAUGGCAUGCGUUUUUACUUCAAAACUACAAGUAAAAUUGUCGUCACAAUUUUAUUCUUGAUCUAGCAUAACCAGAGAAAAAACGUUCCGUGAAUUCUAUCGAAAUAUCCCUUAUCUAAACCCAUUUCGCUUGUUAACCUCUCUAAAUUCGAAGCCUUGGACGUGACAGAGAACAUGGAGAAAGUCACGCGUUAAAAACAAUAGAAUUUUGACAGUUGAAAUUAAUUUGCAUAACCUCAGAGCGCACAUGGAGAAAGUCACGCGUUAAAAACAAUAGAAUUUCGACAGUUGAAAGUAAUUUGCAUAACCUCAGAGCGCAUGCUCUCCAGCUGACAUAGCCCCUUUAAGGUAAAAUCAUUUCAAAAUACUGCAACAUAUCAAAAACUACGGGAGCGGCUCCAUCAAGCCCCCAGCCCCCCCCCCCCGCUUGUACCACGGUGAGGGCAUGAAUUUGCGUGUACGUCCGAGGGUUAAAGCGGCAAGAUCUAGAAACAGUUAAAUACUAAUAAUAUUUUUCAAUGCUGUUUAUGUUUUCUUAGAAUCAGACUGUCGGUCAUCUUGUGAUUCAAGUCAAUGCUCUCGAUAACGAUCUUGGACAGAAUGCGCAAAUAUCUUACAUGUUCAGCUCUCAAACAAAGGUAAGAGUUGCUGAUGUAUUAUGAAUUAUUUUGUCUACCGUAAAUUCAAUACUAAGGGUGAUUUUAUUUUAUCUUACACAAAUAUUAUUUUAAUUUUUAUGUUAAUUUUUAUAAUUAAUUUUUUUGAAUUUUUGAUUUAUUUUUGAUUUUUUUGAUUUUUGAUUUUAUUGUUUUCAUCGUAAACACGUACUCAAUAUAUACUCUCCAUGAAGUUACUUGCAGCUAUGUCGUAUUCAUUUGCAUCUCCUACAGUAAGAGUUACCAACUAAUUGUUUCAGCAAAAUGCAAUUUAGUUAUGAGCAAAAUUUUAAGCCUAAAAUCCGGAUAAAAUUGAAAACUGAUAAAAGCUUUCGGCCUUAAAUGAAGUCCGGUUCACUGCUUCUUCUGUCGCCGAAGUAGUAAACAGGACUUCAGUUGGGGUGGAAAGUUUUUUUAUUAUUAGUUUUCAAUUUUAUCCGGAUUUUAGGCUUCAAAUUUUGCUUUAUAGAGUGGCCAGUGGAUGAAUCUACACAAGUCUGCUAUUACUUCUUUAGCUAACCUUCCUAUUUUGGUUUGUCUUUAAAGGGCUCAGUUAAUCCGUGGAAGGUUAGCACAUCUUUUGCUUUACUUCAGUUUUGGAUGCUUUUAUCUCAAUCUCUCUUCUCUUCUAUUCUCUGCCCAACUCUCUUGUGACCCAUUAUUAGAUCAUUCUGGUCACGGUAAACUGCACUCAUGUUUGCAAGUUAGGUCGCUGUUCAUCUUGGCUCAGCUUCUCCUACCAGUUUUCCUCUAAGAACAUAGCCUGUGAGAGGAACCACGACCUUUUACGGUUUUUCCCAAAGGAAGGGGUGCGACUAUCCUCAGGUUACCCGAUACGGUUAGAUAGUAUUUUGAGCGGUGCAUGACAUGACGAUGGCAGUGUUCAAAGGUUUUCGUUUCACUGGAUUCUUCUCGUUGAUUUCUUUCUGCCAGCGGAUAAAAGCGAAGAAUUAGGGACAGUCCAUUUAGAAAAGUUAAGGUGUUGAAAGAGGCGUGGCGGAGACGAAGUAUAAAAAAAAUAUUCGCGCAAGGGAAAAUCCUAUGAAAAAAUUCAAACACACUGAGUAGCCCUUAAAAAUGUUUCCGCGUUGACCAAAAAAAAUUCUUGCUUGCAUUGGGAAAUCUUAACAAAACAAACUUUAUGCGGCUCGCAAAUCCUUCUAACUUUUCUAAUGGUCCGCCCCUUAACUAUCAGAUAGAACCGAUUUGAAAUAAACAAGUAAAUAACUAAUCGUAAUUACACAGAAUUAGCCAGUUGCGAUAAAGUUGUUAAAUACAGGGACUUAGUCAGUUACAAGGCUACUCGACGAUUGGCAAUUCGUAGAUUUACAUUUUACGCAGCGUUUAUUUAGUCAAAUAGAAUGGAAGUAGAAAUGGAGCGCAAAUAAAGCAAAUCCAUUUUGAUCAAUGUGCAAUUGCACUUGUUAACGUGUGUGUCCUCAACUGACUGACUCAACUUAUCAUGAGACGAGGUUAAUCGAAUGUCCAGAAGAGACUUGACACUUACUUUUACUGGGCAUCCAUCUCUUACCAUUUGAAAACAAUUUCACUUCCUUUUGUUUUGCAGACUGACACUUUUGCAAUAAACAACCACGAUGGCAGAAUCACUCUCAAUGGUCCCCUUGAUUUUGAGAAUGAGCAGCGCUAUACUUUGUUUGUUACUGCAAAGGUAAGCCGACGAAUGCUAUAAAAUUUGACGUUCGUUCACAUGCAUGAGAGAGAUUUAAGUGAUUAUAGUUGAUAUCCGAAUCAAUUUUUAUACUGAAAACGAAUUAGACUUCUCAUAAUAAAAAUUUGUAGUCUUAAAUCCGAUGUUCAGAUCAGACAAAUGUUGGGUCGAAUAGAAAUUCAACCUCAGCUAAAACCGUUUGCCAUGUUGACAGAAAGGAUUAUUCAUGUCUAAAUAAUACCUAGAAACGUCAGUGAAAUUUGCAGACAACAGGCAGCUCGUCCUAAUUUGCCGUGCAGUAUACCUGGGCGAAUUAUUUGUCUCUUCAAUGGACACUGAUGUCGUGUUUACAUUUUAGCUUUUACCAAGGUAAAAGUUUACUAAGGUCAAGUUACUUAACCUUGGUACAUUCGUCCAGUGUUUACACUAGCUCAAAUAAAUCAGGUUGAUCUGUCAACACUCCCGCUAUCUGCAUUAUCCACGUUAUGAAAUCGAACUGGCGGGAAAUUCUAAAACCAUGCUCGCUUCAAGAAGUAAAUUGGUGGCUGUUGUGGCCAUUGGUUUUUCUUUCUUAAUUCAAGAGCUGCAAACAGAAACGUCAAGAUUUCGUAAGAUGUUGAUGUUAUAACACCUCAAGAGGUCGAGGCGAAAGCGGAUGGUGGUGAUGGUGCGUGGGCAUGGCCGCGAAACCAGUUCUGGUUUGAGAGCCUUUUACAAGGAAAUUUCGUGUAGGAUAGGUGGAAAGAAAAUUUCAGGAUAUCAAGGCGUUCAAUCAUUCUCUGACUUCUCUGUUAUCUGCCAUGAUAGAAACGCUUGGCCGAAAACGUGACAAUCGCACGAUCUGCUCACCGCGGGAUGUGACAUAUUACACCGCCACAAGUGGAUAUAUCUGUCAUCUUGACCUUGGUUACCAACUGUAACCAUGCCUGAUCACAGGGUAAUUACAACUUUUACCUUGGUCAAAUUUCUUUUGUCUUUUGCGGCAUUUACCAAGGUAUCAGUUAGCGUUUACACACGAAAAUUGUUUACCUAGGUAAGUAAACUCUCGUACCUCAGUAAAUCGUUCAAGUCUAAACACGGCAUGAUUCGUCUAUGCAGAUAUCCCUUUGCUAAGUAUAACAACUUGGUGCCUCAAUGCCUGAUGGUUAGAUAGAUUGUUUGAUUGUUUGAUUGAUUGACGAAUUGAUCCUGUUGUUGUCACUUAGGAUGGCGGGAGCCCCGCUCGGCAGUCGGAAACAACAGUCAUAGUCGACGUUUCUGAUGUUAGCGACAAUCCGCCCAAGUUUCUAAGAUCUAUUUACCUUGAAGAAAUCUAUGAAAACAAGGCCAAGGUAAUUUUGGCACAGUGUAUAAGAUAGCCCAGUGACUGUUAGAUCCUGCCUGGCAUUCCAUCUCUGUUAUCAGCAGCGCACAAUUUAAAGUCCACCUAAGAUCAACUAGCAUCCUUUUUGCUGGAGGAAUAAUUAUGUAGAACAUAGUUAUAUUUAAUCUCUUCUUUGGACAACGGGUUUUGUUAGUUUACGCUUUGACGCCGGCUGCGGCACGCGUACAUGACUUGGUGUACUUUGGACAAGUGAAACUAGCUGUGUCUCUAUAUUUUCCAGGGAUCCAUGGUUAUGGAAGUGGAGGCGGUCGACGGAGAUGCUGGUGUUGGCAACGAGGUCUUUUACGAAAUAAUUAGUGGUAAGUUAAAUCACAACACCUUAGAAAUAAGAAGGAUCCGUGAGCUGCAAUAAUCUGGUGCGAUGUGGUUCAACGCAUUUUUUUCUCCAUCAUUCAAUCUGUUAGAUUCUUAAAUCUUCAAGAUAAGUAGUUGAUGAUCCAGCUCCAGAAUAUUCAAGGAAAUUGAAACACCGUUAGGUCAAGUCAACGAAACACUGCAAGUAAUGGAUUUUAAAGUAUUAAAUCAUCUUGCAAAAUAAGUACUCUUCAAGAUCCUUGCUAAAGGGUAUGACUCUAAUCGUUUUUUUUUUCCUUUCACUCUCAGGUAACGAUGACGGAUUGUUUGCCAUCGACCGAAGCACAGGUAACAUCACUGUAAAUGGCACAGUGGAUGCUGAGAGGACUGAUUUCUUUAGGAUCACUGUUCGAGUAAGUUUUGACUCAGUUCACUGUAUGAUUCCGGCCAGCCUCAGCAACUCCUCUAAUUAUGGUCAGGGUUGUUACAGACGCCCAAUUUCGCAGAGAGCUUUCCAGGCACCUACUAAGUAACUCGAAACUAACAAUAGAGCGGGUGCCCAUUGCAAACGUUUCUUCUAGCAAACUGAUUAAAGUGUUGGUCUGAGUUUCAAUUAUAAUAACGAACUGCAGGCAAAUAGCCUUUGAUAAUCUCUGAAAGGGUAAACGGGUGUUGAGAUUUGCUUUAUUUUGGAAUGGGAAAACAAGACUUGAUUAAAUCUCAUCCACCAUAUGAACGGGAUUUGAUACAAACAUUAAACAAGGCAGCGGGAGUAGAUCUGGAAAGAUUGUCCGAGUAAUCAAAAUUUGUUCUUCCCACUUUUCUAGAUGCUGUCUUAAAAUUUGUGUUUUAAACAUCCUUGAGUUUAAAAUAAAUGUACAGAAGAUCCUCGCAGUUAAAUUUGUAAGAAAAGCAGUUGCGGAAAGAAAGCCUGAAAAAUAACAAUCAGGUUUGCCGCGAUUCAAACCCUGACUUUGCUAUAUCGGUGCAGCUGAUCCCUAACCUAUUAACCCUGCACGCCAACCGGGGGUUUGUCAUCAAAUUGUUUCGUAAUACACCAUGGGAAGAAGACGAUGUAAUUCAUACCAAUAAUUAUUAUUUCACCCUAAAGGGAGUGCUUUGUGCUCACCUUGGCAGGAAAAAGGAGUCUUCGAGACACGGGCUCUCCCCAGCUUUGCCAUACUGAUGAGCCCCAUGGCUAAUAAGGGCGAAACAGCUGUCCAUGGCUGCCACUGCCAGGGUGAUAUGGCUCUGCGCAUGCGUGAAGUACUGGCCAGGCCGUUAGUUGGUGAAUGUGUGCCCUUGCUUUAAGUUUGUCUUUCACCCUUAAGUUCGCUUUUGUUUAUCAAACAGGCAUCGGAGGUAGUUGAUCCAUCAUCGAAUUCUACCGCUGUUGUGUUGAUAACCGUUCUGGACAAGAACGACAACCCACCCACGUUUUUAAAGGACAGCUACCGCUUCGCAAUCAGAGAAGACCUAGCUUUACCUGGUUACAUGGUAACAGAUCAAUUAAAUGUGCAAGAUAAGGAUAUCAACGUAAGUACAAAAUAGAAAGAGAAACCAAUACUUAUUCAUGAGAGAUUUCGGAUGAUUACCCGGCUUGUAAUUAAAGGUGCAUCGUUCUUGUUCGAUCACAGAAUAUGGUGGCCAUGAAUAUUUAGCCUCCGCGGACAAACAGAUCAGAUCUAGGUGACAAGAAUGGAUUCGCUAAGUAAUCAAUCAAAUUAUAUUAUAGAGUGUUUUCACUCUCGUGGCCAACAUCUAUGUAAACUUAUUGGACCAAAAGAAAGAGUUUACAUAAGAAAAGAAUUCAACUCCCACAGGAUUGGUUUGAAAUACCAACAUGACCGCCGUUUCAGAGAUUUAGGGCAUCAAUAUUGUGAACGAGACUUCAUACGAAAACGCUUUAUAGUAAUCAAAGAUUGCAGAAUGAUUAAACGACUAGUCAAUUAAUGUUGUUUACCCUCGGCAGUAUUUAUAGCACUAAUGCCAGUGGUACCGAGCAAAUUCCUGAAACAAGUAAAUUAAAUCAAACAUAAACGGGUUAAGAAUCCCAACUGGCCGUAUCGGAGGCGAACGAGUUGGCUAUUUGCAAGCGUGGUCGAGGAUUUGAACUCGGGACCACCGAGAACAAAUCCAGCUAGCGGACAUUAUUCCCUUCUUCAAAAUCUGGGAUGGAGAUGCUUGCUACGUGUCUCAAGAUCACCGAUUGUCAUUUCACUCCAAUUCUUAGGAAUGUUUUCCGCUAUUUCGAACGCGGGGUUAUCCAAUUAAUCCUUGCGGUCUUUGGUGGGCAUUUUUUUUUUUUAAUUUUACAGUAAAUUAUAAAGCUGUGAACAAAGAGGUUUGCUAACGUUGGUUCAGCUUCGCUUAUUGUUAAGUUCUUGAUACAAUAUGGUAGGAACGUACUGAUUGAACCAGCGUGCUCAUGUAAAACAUUUUUUCCUUGUCUUUUUUGCCACAUUGGUGAUGAUAUGAUUAUAAGCAUUUCGUUUCAAACCUAGUGAGCGCUACUACGAUUAUUCAAUUUUAAAAUCCUAAGCCAUGUUAUGGUUACUUUUUUCCUUCAGCCUCAAAACCGUCGCUUCUCAUAUUCGUUGUCUGGCAAAGACAGUACCUACUUCAAAAUCGAUCCAUCAUCUGGACUUCUAAAAAUUAAUGCCACCUUAGAUUAUGAACAGGAAAAAUCCAAUUAUUCGUUCGAGGUAAGUAAAUGUACGAGGACGCUUUUAGAAGUCUGAAAUAUUCAAGAAGCCUUUCAGUUCAAAAUUGCAAUUUCAACCUCUCUAUUUGGAAGUACUUUUGUGUGUUUUUUUAAUUAAUUAUUUCCAUUUUUAUACCGCCAGGACAAAAAAAUUAGGCAAAUCGGUCUUGCAACCGGUCUAGCCAAGUUUUAUUUGGCGGAAAGGGCAGCAGUGGGAGUUGCGGACUCUCUUUCUGUUAGUUAUUGAAUUCACUUUAGGGUUAUACAAGCUACAUAGCAGCUCUUUCCCUCCACAGAACCUUAAAAACAGUAACUUAUAUUUUCAUCAUGAAACGAGCGUUCGGCCUUCAUAGUGGUGGGGACCACCCCUCAACUCCCUUACCUUCUACAAUGCAUAUAGUUAGGCCCAAAGUCUAUGUUUUUUUGGUCAAAGAAAUUCGUUAUAAUGAGAAAGUUUAUGUGUCUUGAUAACGUCAAAAAUUCAAAGGACUCAGUGCCAUCUUAGGUUUCCAUCCUGGUUUUGUUAAUAAGUUCCUUGGGUAAUUCGGCGUGGAUACCGUAAGAUCUUCUUGAUUCCAUCAUUCUUUUUAGGUAUUUGCGAACGAGACAGAAACCUCCGAGGUGCUGUGGGGUGUCGCCUAUAUCACAGUUGAACUAAUCAAUGUUAACGAUAAUGAGCCUGCAUUUAGUCAGACUUCCUACAACUUCACUUACGAUGAAGAGAUCCCAGUCAACUUUGCCAUUGGAGCCGUGACAGUAGGUUUUCUUUAACUGUGAACUGAAUAUAGGCUCUCUUAGUCUGAUUGAGGUUAACUGUGCCCAUUUUACGUAUCAUUUAUCCAGUAGCUUGAGUAUUCCUAUAUCGAUAGCGCUAAGAACUCAGAUGAGCACUUCCAAAUACCGUUCCACAGCUUAAUUUCUGCCGGUGUUGAUGGUCACUUGUCAUGUGUCAGAAAUCGGCCCUGCGUUAAAGUUGGACAUUCAUGGUCUUUUCUUCCAAGUAGGAACACUUUCAGAAUUUGAUAAGACCGAACCGAUGAAACCAUGCCUGGGUGACUUAAAAAUUUAGGGGUACACAGUCAAGUACAUUUGUCUUAUUUGGAGAGAGGACCCGACGACAUUUGAGUAGAAAAAAGUCGUGAAUAAACAGAAAAAAAAAAGCUACUUCCUAUAGAGAACAUGUUUCUAUUGUUCCUCAUUAAUAUAGUCGUUCUGUUGUUCAUGUUUCAGGCUACAGAUGCUGAUCUCGGUUCAUAUGGAGCGAUAAUCUAUGAACUGUAUGGAAAUGACGCUUCAAGGUAAAAAUCCAUUAUCAGCAGCAUUGGUGAACAACAGAAGAUUAAGCAUUAAAGGUCGCUUUUUGAUGGUACAUGCCUCUAUUUUGUAACAGUUAAAAAGUUAACUAAUCUCUAAUUCUUUUUAUUAGUUUCACAGUAGACGUAAAUGGUACCAUCAAACCAUCGAAGGUAUUGGACUACGAAAACAACAAGAUGCUCGAGUUCUUCAUGCUGGCCAAUGACGGCGGAAGAUUUUUUGACGCAAGCAAAAAUUACGCCACUAAAAUACGAGUGUUACUCAGAGACGUUAACGAUAACAACCCGGUGUUCUUGAACGCACCCUACACUGUCAGUAUCAUGGAAAACCAGACAAACAUUGUGGUGUAUCAGGUAAGUAAAACACAUUCGUUACAGUAAAUGGCCUCGGAGUAACCUUGUGGACAAUAUCGCGAGGUACGAAGUUUCUUCGCACCAUACAAACGUCUGUAAAAUUCCGCGACUUUUCGGUGCUGGAUCUUCGUUAGAAUAAAGUUCACAAUAGGCAUCUUUACUGGUUUUAAGGCGUUCUUUCCAUCCGUCGGAUGAUCACAUACUGGUCUCACUCAAAGUUAAAAAAACCGUGGAUGUAUCUACUAUCUCCAUAAGUAAUGAGGAGCGAUGGUGAAAAGUGAUAUGGUAAAAACAAAUCUGUCCGUUCAGCCAAGCUUUCUUUUCAUCUCGCGAUGUCUUCACAGCAAUUUUUUCUUCAACUUACCGAAUACAAAGAAUUAAUGGUACAUUUGUAAAAAUUCCAGCUGAAUAACAGUGUUCUCUUUCCCUCUGUUGCUAGGUGUCAGCAUCAGAUUUGGAUAGUGGAGACAACGGAAGGGUAAUAACUUAUAAAUGACCCAAUUCCCUACCUGCAUGUACUCUAACGUUUUUAAUAUAACUCCGCUCGCCCAUGUUAACUCGCGCUAUUUGUCACAGCGAAUCAAUUAAACUAAUCACUCCUUGCAAUGGAGAGGGUGAAAUCGAAUAUUAAAUAUACUUUACAGUUAUUUCGAUGAGGUCUUUUCUUUUGAGUCAACGGUCGCGACGAAAUGCGUUAGUUCGUGUUAACGUGUUCUUGGCCUAAAGCGAGGUAUUUUCCACUCUUGAUAUACUACUAAUGAUAAUCUUCUCCUUAUUUGGCAUGUUCAGGUGUCCUUUAACAUAACAAGUGGAAAUAUUGGAAAUACGUUUGCAGUUAAUGCCAGCGGAGUUGUCACAACGUUAAAGAUCCUGGACCGAGAAACCGUCUCAUCUUAUUCACUAACAGUAAGAUCGUUUAUGCAUUGCCAAUUUUAAACCACAAUCCAACAAUUCGCCUCUUGCGCACAAGGUUCCCAAAAUGCACAUUUUUUGCCUCUAAAAAUUUUGCAUGAGCAUAAUGUCUUCAUUUCUCUUGGGAUGACAGUAACACCAAGGACAUAUUUAAAAAAAUGUUAUAGAAUUUUUGUGGGGUGGGAAAAAAUCGUCUUACGGCAGAUGUGCGAAUGGCGAAUGCACAGCAAGAAUUUACCAUUUCAUGUAUUUUCAAUUCCCUGGUUGAACCUCUAUAAAGAGCCAUUCUUCUUAUCUUUGCUAUACUCUAAUCUUUCUUUGUCUCCAUAACGUUUUGUUGGCUAUAUUAAUUGAUGUGAGCAAACGUUAAUGACUGUUUUGGUGAAUACAGAUAAUGGCAUUUGACCAUGGAAUCCCUAGUCGAAACACAACAACAAUUUUGAUAGUAACCGUAUUGGAUAAGAAUGACAACCCACCCGUCAUCAACGGUGGUGCUUAUAUCACCACAAAUAUAAGUGAGGUAAGUUUAAAUAUGAUUACAACAUGAAUAUUAUGCUUUUUAUGACGGGCUGAUGUUAGUGCAGAUUUAACAGUGAUGGUCGUACGGGGUAUUUUUGUGAUGAGUCUUCCUUGACCGCGCCAUUGGCCUGCAUGAUAAUUGUGCUGACAAUAAAUGAAUACUUCUUAAGGUUCAUUGUUAAUCUUGAUUAACACAACAGUGAUUAGCAUACUCUUUUUUUUUUUCGUUUUUUACCGGUGUGAAAAAAAGAGUUAAGUUUAACUUUGAAGCAGCAGUAAGCAAAACAAGUAAUAGGAAAGGUCGAAUAAAUUGCUCAUGUUAAGUUCGCGUUAGCACUAUUCUUGAAAAGAAGGACCCUUAAAGUGGCAUUCAAUAGGUUAAUGGACUGGACAUUUUUUUUAACCCUAACAACUGAUCAAAAGAUAUUGCAACAGUACAGCCAUUUUUAGCCGCCUGCUCGAGGUGUUCACCUUGUAUAGAGCGGGCAAAAAAUAGAGCGACCGAAAAGGGGGGGAUUAGGGAAAGCGACAAUUUCCUCUCCCCUCUCUUGCUUUACCCAGGUACCGUGAUUAAGAGCUAGUACUUGAUACUUUUUUCAGGCUGAUGGAGGUGGAACAGUUGUUUACAGACUGCAAGUUUCAGAUAAGGAUGAAGGCAGUAAUAAGAUUCUGACUUAUGCUAUGAUUUCUGGGCAUAAUGGGCAGUUCAUCUUGAAUAGCAACACAGGAGUUCUACGAAUCGCACCUACAGAACUGGAUAGGGAGCUUCAUUCCAGCUACAAUAUUACCAUAAAUGUCACAGACGGUGGACAACCAACACUUUGGGUGAGUAUAAUUUUGAAACGUCACUUGCAUUAAGAUGACCAAAUUUCUCGAUAAAUUAAGGGAAAGAGCUAUUAAUAUCAGUGUCGUCCUAUGCGUUUUACAUUGAGGCAGUUGUUUGAUAACGGGAGGCUACAAGACUCUGCUUGCUGUUAUUUUUAUGGUGACUGUCUUCUUCAACUUAUACUUCAAACCAACUUAACUAAGUAAAUCAAAUACUUGAUAAGCAAUACCAAUGCUAUUUCUAAUAUGUAUGAACGGAUAUUCCCGAACCACACUAAUCUUUCGUGGGAUCGUCGCUUCCGAUCGUACAGUCAGUUGCCGCAACAUGACUGAGCUAUGAUAGUCUUUCUUCCUUCAUUCUUCCUAUUUUUGCCAUUGAUAAGUAAUGCCUGAUCAUUGCAACCCUAGAACACUGGGCGGCUGAUUCAAUAUUACCCAUAUUUUUCACAGGAUUCCACAGUGCUACAUGUCACCAUCCUGGACAUUAACGACAAUUCUCCUGAAUUUGAACCUAGCCCUUCCGAGUCGCUUUCAACUUACAUCAAGUCUAUUGACGAGGGUCCAGACAGUGUAGAUUCCGUGGUUAUUGAUAUCAAUGCAACUGAUAAGGACUUUGGCUCAAACGCCGAGAUCAGGUACUCGAUGGCAGGGGAUAACCAUGGAUACUUCCAGGUGGAUUCUAUCACGGUGGGUUUUGUACAGUUUUCAUACUAAGUUAUUAGAUACUUUCGCCAGAACCCUGGUCUAUAUAACUUGCCUUGCAGACGAAAUUUGACCACGGUUAGAAACGUCUGACAAGCUAAGCAGCGCCGAUUUUUUUAUUCUGAGCCCCCAAAGGACUUAAUGAACUGCGGAAACAAUUUUCGAAUUUCCCUUCAACCUGAUUGGCAGUUCGACAAAGGGUUUUUUUAACAGGCCAAUCAUAGCACAUACUCAAAUCCUGGUACACAGGUAGGAACCCGGAGCAAGGAUUUCGGCUCUGUGGGGCAGGCUAUAGUCCAUAAUGAACUUCUCUGUGAGUACCUGCGGCCGUCCUUUUUUGUCACGCGUUUUCUAUCAAAUCUUCCCCUUUUCAACAAAAAUCUUUGCUCAUCAAAAACUGUUUUGCGCGGUAACCCUAGUUCCUGCAACCACGACGAAGAGGACGGAAAAGAAAAAAUAAAUAAAUGAAAUAGGUCUAAUUAACAAUUAUUCCACGAGGGCGCGUUGGAUAUGAGAUGAUAGAUAGCCAACGAGGGGCGUAGCGCCGAGUUGGCUAUAAUCAUCUCAUUUGUUAUUUCCAUUGUUUCAGGGCGUACUAAGUGUAAAGAAAGUCUUGGACAGGGAAAACUCGGAGAUGACUUUGGAUGCAGGAGGAAGGGGAGUGUUUUCUUUAGACAUCACGGCCACUGACCAGGCUUUACCUAAUAAUACACGAAAAUCAUCAACCGUACGGGUAAGAUAAAUGGCAGUACCGUAAAAACUAUUGACUUGAAUCUACAUAUCAAUAUUAAUAGUGAUAACUCAAAGAAUUUACAAAGUAAAAUCCCGAGUGGGUGACUCGGGGGGGGGGGGGGAGCGUGAAAAAUGCAACGUUAGUCGGUUAAAACCACAAAAAAAAGAUGAAAUAUUUUUUCCGAAAUUUUAUAAAUUAAACUAAUUGUUUCUUUUUUUUUAAAAUAAAUUUUUUUUUUCUUUUUUUUUCCGGUUCCCAGUUACAGUAAAAAAACCACGACAUCGACAACACUAACCAAAAAAAAACAAAAAAAAAACCAACCGGAGAGGAAAAAAAAAUGAGAAACAAAAAAAAAAAAUUUAAGUAAAACAAAAAAAAAAAAAAAAAAAGAAAAAAAAAAAAAAUUUAAAAAAAAAAACCCGGGUGGGGGUGUGGGGGGGGGGGGGGGGGAUCGUGAAAAAUGCAACGUUAGUCAGUUAUAAUCAGCAGAAAAAGAUCUAAUAUUUUUUCCGAAAAUUUAUAAAUUAUACUAAUUCGUUCUAUUUUCUUAAAAUGAAUGUUUAUUUUCCUUAUUUUUCCAGGUCACAGUUACAGUUAACGACAUCAAUGACAAUACUCCUCAGUUUGUUGAUCAGCCCCAAUACACUCAAAUUAGCGAGGCCGCUCGACCUGGAAGUAACGUGAUCCAGGUAUCCGCAUCGGAUAAGGAUCUGAGUUUUGCCGGCAAAGUUGUGUACAAUAUCACGGACGGAAACUCAGAUGGUAAGGGCCUGCUAUCAUAGUGUCCAUCUUAACUAGUUUAAAACACAAGUAUCGUAAACUUCAUGCUUCGACUGUUACUCAACAUGUACGUUUUCAACAAUAAAAGUUACCCAUUAGUUCGGAUAUCCCGUUGUCAGUUUUUUUGGAAUGAGUUUCCAUUGUUGUUCCAUUGUUCUCCCUGCUUCGAAAACUGUUACUAUUGAAAAUGUAUGACAUAUGAAAUGUCAAGCUGGAAUCCCUGAUUAGGAUGCUUAUUACUGCUGUUCGUCAGCUUCAUAUAUUUAAUAACGUUACGUGAAUUUUCUAUUAAAUUUCAGAAGCUUUAAAUAUAAAAAAAACAACUACAAUUUAGAAACAUAAUUUCUUACAUCUGGCGUAAAGGGGGACCAUAAGUUUGGCGUUUGUGUCGGAGAACAUGGACUGUUGGAAAGAACUUACUAACUGGUCUUUGACAGCUUUAAUUCAUCUAGCCGAUUAGUUUUAUAUAUUUCCCUUAUAAAGGACACUUUCGAUCUAUCGUGAAAAACUUCUCUUCAGCCCCGUUAUUCUAUCAUUCUACAGGGCAGUUUGAAAUAUCCCCAAAUGGAUAUAUCCUAGUGAAGAAAGCACUCGAUGCGGAAGUGAAAUCUGUGUUUAACCUGACAGUUGAGGCAAAAGAUGAAGGGCAACCAAGGAGGUUUAAUAUUGUAAGUUUUGAACCAAGCCGACAAAUUGCAACAAAUUGCAAAGACUAGCACUAUUGCAGCUAUUGCAACUUGUAGUUCUUUCAUCGAUCUGUAGAGAAAUAUACUAACAACGCACAGCACUAUAAUGCAUGAAUGAGUCAAUACUGAUUAAUUGCUGAGUCAGGCGCUAGUCAAGUAUAUCCAGCUUUCCUUAUAAGUGAGCUUAUAAAGCCCACUGGCAUUGCACGCUGCUAACUAAAGGCAUUUAGCUUAUGCAUAUAUUCCUUUUUUUCAUUCAGACUGUUGUUACCAUCAUGAUCGAUGACGUUAAUGACAAUGACCCAGUUUUCAACACGUCAUCGUACGUUGCCAACGUGAUGGAAAAUUCCAACACGAGCACAAGUGUUGCAACAGUUUACGCAAAAGAUCAGGACCAAGGAGAAAAUGGUUACGUGACUUACAAGAUCACCGGUGGAAAUACAGGAGGCGUUUUUCAAGUUGACAAUCAGACUGGAGUGGUUUCUGUUAAGGAUUCAAUUGACAGGGAAAGGAUUAGCGAAUAUUCGCUCACUAUUCAGGCGGAAGAUGGUGGUCAUCCCUCUAGCAGAAAGGUGUGGUUUAACAUGCAUCCUCUUCGAAAAUCUCUAGUUUACCAACACAUCAUAUCGUCUUUGCCUUCGCCAUCCUGUUUAUCAUUGUCUUUCAUUCCUUUGUCCAGUUAUUCAGUUUUUAGUACUUCUUGAUGUAAUAUCAAAAGAGAUUUUAUUUUUAUCAUUUCAAUCUACUCUUUAUUUCACCCAAUACCAUUUUCACACAAUACCAUCAGAUAGAGAAUUAGAUCUAAAAUCACUCUUUUUGUAAUUGACGUUUUCGAUAUAUCAUAACAUUCUAAAUUGUUAAUGUUAAAUACGUCAUAAUAUCAUUUGUUAUCUCAGGCGUUUGCAGACCUGGUAAUCAAAGUUCUUGAUGAAAAUGACAAUCCUCCACUGUUCCAAGAACUUUCGUAUGAAGCAGAGAUUGCAGAAAACUCAAUAGCAGGAACGACUGUUCUACCUGUAAGUAACACAUUACGAGGGAAUCUUCCGAUUUCAAAGGCAAGUUUUUUCACCAGUAAGUCAAGUUUGGACAGAACCUGCUGUCUACAAUUGUUUACGAGCUUCUUACUGGAGCUUGCACACUUUUACGAAAAUCACAAUGCGCGGAAUUUUAAAAGGACGAACUUAACAUCGUUCCUAUCCUGACAAAUCACAGUCUGGUCCUUUUGAAACGAACUGAUGGCUAUCUAGUUCUGACUUAGUGUCAAAAACUCGAGAAUGUUUAUGAAGUAAAUUUAACAAAUGGAAAGAAAUGUUUCUACUUGCUUUCCCUUUAAUGUGGUGAUGCAACAUGAUGCUUGCAACAUGUAUCAACGUGCAACUCAAAUUUGCUUCUGGUUUUUUGGGAAAAAUAACUAUUGAAGUACCGGAUGCUGAGGGCGAGGCUGAGAAGAGCCUCAGUAAAAUGAUUAAUAAAAUUAACCUAACAUGUAAUUACAACGUUUUUAUAUAGUCUAAAGCCCCGCCACUGGGCCUAUACAUCUCCGCUCACUUGUUGAACAGCUGAUGCAAUUUAAUUUGUUGUUACGUUCUACUCAUUGCAGAAGGUACCUGUGAGUGCUACGGACGCAGAUCAAGGAAUGAAUGCUAAGAUAACAUUUUCACUAGAAGGUAAGCUUGGUUCAUUGAUUUCUUGACACUUUUCAGUUUAUUGAAACCAAGUAGUAAAGGUGACCAAGGUCUUCACGGUUAAAUUUGUGUUGGAACUGCUAUUUCACCAAAGAUGACGCGACUUGAUCUUUAUACAAAUUAUCCCCAUAUAUGUCAAAAGAAAUGAAUGGAAAACGGUGUGGAGAGUACAUGUAUUGAUAUUAGCUCUGAAGAGUUACUUGCCUGGUCUUUCGUUCUUUUUAAUGCGAGUAUUCUCAGUCCAACGAAACGCUAUUGACUACCUGUCAAUUAUACGAGUUAACGUUCAUCGAUCUCGCGCUUUCUUUUCAACGUGUUCACUACAGUAAAACCCCGCGACCAAGAACCUGGAUUCUUACUCGCGGGGUUUUACCGCUGGUUACAACCUAGCAGUGGUUUAUUCUAUUUCCUUUUGCACAGGUCCUGGAUCCGAUCUUUUCGAAAUCAACUCAACAACGGCGGUUAUAACCUCAAGCUAUAACAACUCUCUUGACCGAGAAACAAACGGCACUUAUUACUUAACAAUAAGGGCUAAAGAUGGAGGCAACAAAACAUCUACUGUCCCACUGGUAAUCAGGAUAACAGAUGUCAACGAUGAGCUUCCCCGGUUCAGUGAGCAAGUGUAUUACGCCAAUGUAUCCGAGGACGCUGUUCGUGGCACCACGGUCCGGAGGGUAACAGCCACGGACCUGGACUCUUUGGUUUUAAAUAAAGAGAUCACCUACACCUCUACUGGAGCGGAUGCUAAGUUUUAUAUCAACAGAGCCACAGGUUGGUCAAUAGAAUUUAGUUCCAUUGUAUAUAACGUUGGGUGUGAUCGAACAAAAAAGAGUGUUAUCAAGCCUGUUUGACAAAAAAGACGCAACCUAGUGCCUCUAAGCCUUGAGCCCCACCCUCCGUUCUUCCCUUAUGCCCAGAAAUGCAAGCAAAGGCGCAAACGGCAAAUCUGGCCAAAAAAUGGUCAGAGGAUUGGCAAACAGUACGAGAUGAUGCGUGCAGUUCUGAACAUAUAUCUCAAACUUAUUGCAUGAUCCUUCAAAUAAACUCUUUCCGGCAGCGCUCUUGCAUGGUACCAUUUGCUUUACAGAAUGAACAUUACCAGGAUUUUUCUUGUAUUUGAUGUUCACACCAUUCUUGGUGCGGGAGUCAAUAAAAAGGAUCAGAUACUGUGUCAACUCCGAAGUGUUUGUAAACCUUUAAAAUACUCUUUCGAGUGUUUGUUAUAUCGGUAAGUUCAAAACGUUCAGAACUCUAAGGAACAGCUUACCAAAAUACAUCCAAGUCAUCAGCACAACAUUUGAUGUUAUCUGUCUGUUUUCUCCCCUACUAAUUUUGUAUAUGUUAAGUCCGAUACAAAACAAGGGCAAUUGUGUCCAACGGUGAAUUGCAUUGCGUUUUGUUUUUAGGUGAUAUAAUACUGGACUCUAACCUGGAUCGAGAAUUCAAAAGCUCCUAUAUACUUUACGUAACAGCAGCUAACAUUGGAGAAAACGCGCCAGAAGGACGUUGUCAAAUCAAUAUAUCCGUCACUGACGUCAUCGAUGAGAAACCUUACUUUGAAAGCGACGUGCUCACAUAUAGUGUGGCGGAAAAUGCGUCUAUAGGAACAACUGUCACUCGGGUCCAAGCACUAGAUAGAGAUAUCGGUGAUACCAUAACGUAUUCAAUUGAGGAAAGUGUUUCCAGUGGGUUUUUUCACAUUAACCGAACCAAUGGUGUAAUAUCGACUGCUAAUUCCCUCGACAGAGAAAACAUGACUGAACACAUAAUAUACGUGACGGCUUCGGAUAGCGUCAACAUGACAUCGGAAAAAGUGAAAGUUAUUAUCAAGGUUGAUGAUGUUAAUGAUCACGCUCCAGUGUUUUCUAGUCCUGAUUAUGUUCAAGAUUACCGUGAAGAAUCUCCUAAAGACACAAGUAUUCUUAUAAUUAGUGCAAGCGACGCUGAUUCUGGCAUAAACGCCAACAUACGAUUCAGCAUUGUUGGUAAUGCGACCAACUACGUUAAAAUAAACCCCAUCAGUGGCCUUGUUUCUCAGGCUGAUAGCUUACUUGAUCGGGAGAUAUCGUCGUAUUUCAACUUCACGGUUCGUGCAGCUGACAUGGGAUCGCCAUCGAUGUCUUCCGAGAUUAACGUAUCUCUCGUCUUGGUUGAUAUCAACGAUAAUAGCCCACAUUUCAAUAAGUCUGAAUACCGUGCUUAUGUCAUGGAAAAUCAGCCAAUAGGAACGCCUAUUCUGGUUGUUACGGCAACGGAUGAUGAUAUAGGCUCCAAUGCCCGCCUCUCUUAUGGACUACAGGGAGGGAACUUCCGUUUCAAUAUCCACCAAGACACGGUACGUUUUAGAAUUAUGAAGCGUCUACAGAAAGCCUACAGUAUAUUUCACUUCUCUUCAAGUUCAUUAAUUGAGGGUUUCAAGGGUAACGUUUUGUCGAACUUUUUCAAUAUGGGUGAUGCCAUUCGCCUACACGUAAUGAAGGACCUAUAUUAGUAGAAAUAAAAAAAGAGUCUAUUAAUAUAGCCUACGGACGUGUCUUUCUGUGUUUAUUAUGUGGGUUAUGUCUUCGCCCAUGAAUUAAUAUGAUAGUUUUAACCUUGUUUCGCUUUUAUCUUCGUUUGCUCACAGCUGUCUGUUUGUUUUAUUCUCAAGGGCAACAUAACCACUGCUGUCGUGUUAGACCGAGAGCAAGCUGGUGCCGAAACGUACACCAUGACAGUCUUGGCCGCUGAUGACGCAAUAAGAAGCCGGCAGGGAACAGCACAGGUUCGACUGGAUAUCCUACAUGCAAUUCUGGGUGUUUUGAAAUAAACAAAAAAUAAGAUAAUUGGUUUUGAUUAAAUGAAUGCGUAACUGCAGGUAUGAAUGAAUAUAAACUAACGAACGAACGAAGUAUAAUGAGUGAAAGAAUAAAGGAAGGAGUGAAGUAAUGAAUGGAUGGAUGGAUGAAUAGAUGAAUGAAUGAUUCACUACUUGAUUAAUUAAUUCAAUAAGUCAUUCUUUAUAUCGAUUUAUCCCUUUGCAGGUUAUUGUUACUGUAUUGGAUGAUAACGACCAUUCACCAGUAUUUUCCCAAUCAAGUUACACCUUUCAUGUUUCUGAAGAUGUCAAUAUUGAUCAUCUCGUGGGAACGGUGUCCGCUUCAGAUAACGACGAAGGGAUAAACGAACUCAUAUCGUUUAUUAUUAAUGCAGACAAUUCAAGUGAGUGAUGUCAUUUUUAUAACUUUCAACCUUUCUUUGUGUCCGUAUCUGAUCACUGACUCUUUUUUUUUUAAUUCUUAGGUCUUCCCCUCGGAGUAAACGAAACAACAGGUAGUCUCAGAACAACGGGAAAGCUGGACCGAGAGACAAACACGAAUUUUACAUUUGUGAUUAUUGUAAGAAUAAAAGCUAACUUUUGUAUACAAGAGGCUUUAUCAAGGAAAAGAUCGACACUCCUGACCCUUCACCUUGAUGGGGAUCAUUUGAGGAAAAUCCGUCGUAAAAUUUAGUAAACUUGCCAAAUUUGAAAAUCAUCUGUCUUGAAGCGGGCGAAAAAGUAGCUGCCCAGAGUCGCGAAAUUUUAUAGACGUUUUGUACGUUGAAGAGCAAGUUGGUGUCUUCACCAUCCAAUCAACGUCCGUAAAAUUUUGCGACUUCGUGGAGCUGUACCUUCGAACUUUAUUGAUAAUCCAGCCAUCCCUUGCUUCCUUGGGGAGCAAGGGAUGGCGCAGUGGUGAGAGAGAUCGCUUCCCACCAAUGUGGCCCGGGUUCAAAUCCUGGCGUCAGCGCCAUAUGUGAGUUGAGUUUGUUGUUGGUUCUCUCCUUUCCUCCGAGAGGUUUUUCUCCGGGUAUUACGGUUUUCCCCUCUCCUCAAAAACCAAUCAAGUAGACGAAGAACCACUUAGUGGAUGUGCUACCUCCAAGUCAUUAUUUAAAUCACUCUCAAAUUUGGCUGUUUUAUUUACUAUUUUCUGGGCUCUUUUAUCAGCGGUGUCGAUAGAUGUUCAUUAGAUCAGGUCGAUGUCAAACGUUAAAAUACCGUGGAAGGAUCUCUUUAUAACAAAGAAACUUAUUAAGUACUCCAGUAACUAAAGCAUUCCCUAACUGCCUGAAUAGGGUUAAACUAAAGACUAAAAAAGGUAUAAAAAAUGUUAAUAAUCUGUAAAACGUUUUGCAGUCUUUUUUUCUGAUAUGUACUUCUUUCAUCAACCCGAAUUUUUUCAUAUUCAUUUCUUUCUAGGCACGUGAUCACGGAAGUCCUUCGCUGGAAAGCAAUUCAUCAGUACAAGUUAUCAUCGAUGAUGUCAACGAUAAUGCACCCACAUUUGAGAAAGUCAUUUACAAUGUUACAUUACCGGAAAGCACAUUCCUUAGAACCACGGUAUGACAGUCUUGUAAAGAAAAUAUUUUAGGUAGCACCGAUCCCCUCAUCGAUUGCUGGCGUACAUUUGUGGUGUAUUUUGAUUGCUAUUUCUAUAGAAUGUUCCAAAAAAGACUGAGGCUUGUAAUAUUUUAUUGAUCAUUUGUUUUAUGACAAAAUUUGUUUUCUUUUUUCAGGUGCAAACCGUCUCGGCAAAAGAUCCCGAUGCAGCAGCGAAUGGUCAAUUUCGAUAUAGUAUUGCAUAUGGAGAUGCCGAUGAUCAUUUCAGUAUAGAUGGUAAAUAAAUUUCCUUUACUUGAAUCCUUUUAAAAAUUAAUACUAAAUAUUUUAAAAAUCAUGAGAGAAUUCGAAUAAUGCGACAGAGAGGAAAAAAUUCCAGUCCGGCUCUCGAUUUAUUUUUAGGCCAAUUAAACGUCUGAAAUUAAUCGGAAGUUGGUUUCUAGAGAGAUCCGUAAAAAUUUAAUUCAGUGUUGUCAAGAGAGAAUUCAACAGUCGCCAUUACAACAUUCUGUAUUGCUUUCUUUUAUUUGAGGCAGUAGCGCGUGGGUUUUCCAACCAAUACGCCACUUGCACAUUUCCCAUAAUGCACCUUAUUUGCCCCCAAAAAUUUUUCAGAGGCAUUGUUUUCAAUUUCGCUUGGGACGGCUGUAAUACCCAGGAGAAAUGAAACACAAAAGUUACGCAAAAUUUUGGGGGGUAAAUAAAGUGCAUUAUGGGAAAUAUUGAAGUGGCGUAUCGAUUAAAAUUAGCGGACGUCUCAGGAAUUAGUCUUCGGUUUAAUUGAAACCUCUAAAAAUAACUUAUUAGUGAAAUUCACAUAUCGUAUCCCGGCCAAUACCCUAAGAUUCUCUCUCAUUAUGCUCUCUUGCCUCAGUCAGUUCUUUUUCUAUAGGUUCAUAUAAUUUGUUCCAAAAUUUAGUCACGUUUUGGUCAUAAAAGGGGUUCCGCAAAAACUAUUUUUAGCAUCCGUUAAAGCUCUUUCAAUGAGCAGAGACAUUUUGUGCCCUCUUCUUGAUUGCAUGAUUUCAAAAUACUCCAAAGGGGGAAGAGAUCUUCCGAGGUAUUUAAGAGUGACUGUAUUAAGAUUUUUCAGGGCAAGAUUUUUCUCAGAAUGAAUGAGCCUGAGAAACUACCUACAUUUCUCAAAGCCACCUCUGGCUUCCCCGCGAAAUGACGUCUGGGAAACGGGCGCAGAAAUUCUGAACGGAUGACUUGUCACAACCCAGAUCUGAGAAAAGCUCUGAUUGGUUAAAGCAGAUUUCCCUCGCCGCACGACCAAUCAGAAGCACUUAAAUGGGUCACAGUGAAACGUCAUCACUAUGGAAUUUCUAGAGUCGUUCCGCAGACGUAAUUUGGCAGGGAAACCAGUGGUGGUGUCGCGAAAUGUCUGCUGUUUUCUUAGGCUAAAAAUGAGUCUAACUGCCUGACCUUUUUUUCUGUCCGGCUGGAGGGUUCUGCCAUAGUCAGAAUAAACCUGUGACUGUUGAUUUAGUUAUAUAAAUGGUUGGAUGCAUUAAAAUAUUUUUUUCGUAAUCAAUUUUUUAUAGUAAAUCAAACGGUAAAAAUAAAGUGUUAAAAUUGUCUGUUUUGUUUACGUCAGCAAUUUCGGGUGUCAUUACACUGAGGCAGAAGCUGGAUCAUGAAACGAAAGCCUUCUACAAUAUCACCAUCGCGGCACGUGACCUUGGUAGUCCAACUCUCACUGGUUAUGCGUAUCUCCUGGUAACCGUCAGCGACGUAGAUGAUAACGCACCCGUCUUCCACAAAAACGAAUACUCCGCUAGCAUAUUUGAGAACGCAACUGCAGGCGCGUUUGUUUCUCAAGUGAACGCGUCAGAUCUUGACGCAGCAGAAGAGCACAAGACAAUUUAUUAUAGAAUCGAAGGAGGAAAUGACAAGAGAUUGUUUGUCAUUGGAGAGUUAAAUGGCACAGUUUAUCUCAACUGGACAGGAGCUUCCCUAGAUCGUGAAAAGGUUGCAGUGUAUCCAUUGACAGUAGCGGCGAUUAGCCGAGUGAAUGGAACAGAGCAAAAGUCGACGGUUGUUGUAAGCAUUAGAAUUGUAAAAAUUCUCUUCGCAAUUUUUAUAAUGCUAGGGCAACUAAGAUUGUACAUUUGUCACCAAAACUAGACGUACUCUCUUGAUUUGCGUUGAAAAAUGUCAUAGAAAACUGAAGGAAAAUAAGCUAUAGCUAGCAAAAGUGCAGCAGCGUAAAGCUAUGUGUCUUUACCUUAACUGUUUUCAAGAAAUUGUUCAAAAAAAAUGUGCAGAUAUUUCCCCUCAGGAUUGUGCCUCUCACGAACGCGCAAAGACCCAGAGUUGCUUGCUGCAGAACAUAACCCUACGUCCAAGAAAGAGGUGUAUUGUCUCCCUAUGUCCGCGUGAAAACGAUCUGGCAGAGGGGGAAGAGUGAAUUUGGGAAAGUUUGCGUACUGAAGUUUCCCCAUUAUACUUCCCUAAUAAGGCUACAUCGAAGGUAUAAUACAAAUAAGGUGAAAUAACUGAAUGACAUAAUCAAAAUUCUAUAAUAGUAUAUAUCACUUUUACUUUUCUUGCAGCUUACCGUUACGGUUCUGGACGUCAAUGAUUUUACCCCAACGUUUGAGGCCCCGUUCUAUGUGAAAUCUGUGGUGGAGGACACCAGAGCUCUUGGCGAUGCAGAAGAUAAAGUAUUGUUAACAGUUUCUGCAAAAGACGAAGACCAAGGAGAUAACGCUAAGGUUAUCUAUACAAUUAUCAAAGGCAAUGAAGAAGGUAAGGUGGAUUUGGUUUUCUCUCUUGAACAUUAAAAUUCCUUGUCAUAAACUGUGAAUCAAGACUUAUUAUUACAUUUUUUUGGGUCGCAUUACUUCAGUCGCAUUUAAAAGAAAAAGUGCCUCACGCAAAGCUAUUUUCGACAUCUGUAUAAUAAUUAAGCAUACACGAAUGUCAUCUAAUGAAAUGAGAUCUCAACUCUUUUAAAAACUUUGACACUUAACAGUUUCCAUUUUUGACAAUGAUAUCAGAUACAUCAAAACGUCGAAUAAAGUUACUCAGUUUGAUUUUUCUUCUUAUAUGCUUUAACAACACAGUAAUUUCCAAGGAGUUAUGAUAACCCCUCUAGUGGGGCUAAUUUAACUCCUUACAGUGGAGCUAUUUUUUGGGGAGUUAUUGUAACUCCAAAAAAGAGUUUAAACAACUCUUUUUCAGGAGCAACAGUGACCCCAGAUAUUGAGGAGUUCAAAUAACCGGCAAAAUGGAGUUAUCCUUUACCUAAUAUUUUUACUCCACUUUCAGAGUUAAGUUAACUCCAAAAAGAGUAAAAAAAACCAUGUAAGGAGGAAAAAUAACCCCAUUUCGGAGUUAUUUUAACUCCAGACUGGGAGUAAAAAGAACUGUCUCUUUUUCAGGAGUAAAAAUGACCCCAAAUUCGGAGUUAGAUUAGGAGUUACAGUAACCCCCAAAAAGAGGUUAUCCUGUACCUAAAAUUUUUACUCCAUUUUUGGAGUUAUAAUAACUCCCUAAAAAUUACGGUGAAGCAACCGAUUCAUCCGAUCUUCGACUUUAUUUUAUUUUAUUUUUACCUUGUUAGGAAUGUUUAUCCUAAGCAAUGCCACAGGAGAGUUAUCUAAAGCAAAACCGUUGGAUCGUGAGAUAAAAGACUUUUACAGUCUUUUAGUGUCUGCAUCUGACCAGGGACAAUCACCGUUGUCCAGUAAUACUACCAUCAAUAUCACCAUACUAGACGCAAAUGAUCAAACUCCAGAAAUUCACACACAAACAAUAUUUAUCAUACCUGAGGUACAACUUUAUCACUUUUUUAUUUAUCAUUUUAUUAAUUUUUCUUUUGUUUACUUUGUUUAACGUACACGGCGUUGGUCUCAGGGACAUUAGUCACUCAAACUUACAGAGCGAAAAAGUCCUGAAAAAUCCAUCGUAUUUUCAUUCAAUACGUACAGUCUUCUGUCUUCCAUUUCAGUGAACGACCUUUCUUUCCAUUCAUUCAUCCAUUCAUUCUUUUUUUCGCUCGUUCACUCAUUCAUCAAUUAAUCAUUCAUUAUAAUCCCCAGACCAAUUUGACUAACUUAACCUAGAAAAUGACAAAGCUCGUAAAGAGGGACAAAAUUCGAUAUACAACAUUGCUAUAAACCGAGUUCAGUUCAGUUGAGUUCAGCUUUUUUCAUUCACAUUUAAUAAUAUUAUAUUUACAUUGAUUAGAAAGUAACAUUGAAAUAAAAUAACAAAUAAAAGAGGAAAGAUAGACUGGCUUUGAGAGAUGUGUAUGGUGGUCAAAGGAGCAUAGCUUUCGAGCUGACCACCGGUAGAUUAAGGAAUCGAAACUACAGUACUUAUUUAAUAUGCGCUUGGUGCUAUAGCAGCGAGCUAUGGUGUGUCUGACAAAAAACAGGGUUGUGCAGCAGAUUAAUCUCAUAUGCCAAUGAGGGAAACCAGCCAUAUUAAAGACCGGAGUACCUAACACUAGAUGUCAAUAAUUUACCAUGACGUUUGACGUUUUUUCACAGAAUGCGACAAUUGGAACUAGGAUCACAUCGAUCAAUGCCACCGAUAAAGACACUGGCACUAACGCCCAGAUAAAGUUUACAAUCAUUAGUGGGAAUGACGAUGGAAUGUUUGAACUCAAUGAAACCAGCGGUGACUUGCUAACAUUAAAGGAACUUGAUUACGAUCAAGCACCAAACUUAUACAAGGUGCGUAAUUAUCUCAAACGACCGUCAUAUGAUUUUCGUGAUCCUCAUACGACGCACAGAACGCCGCUGAUAAUAUCAAUCCUUUCAAAACGUUUUGUUAUUUGUUGAUAAAAAGUAUACCUUAACACACGUUAUGAAUACUUAAUUCUCAUUUUUUUUUCAUCCCAUAGACAGCCAUGGCUGAACUAUGUAACUAGAAAGGGCUCGUUUUUUACUGCGAUGGGAGAGAUAGCAAUUCUCUUGCACUCUUUCAAGUCUUUUUUUUUUUUAUUUUGAGAAGAGUCUACCUCCAAAGCCUGAAAAUGUCCCUAGAGACUCUAGAUGACUUUUUGAACUCUUUUUUUUUUUGAGCAGUUUAAUAAGUGACCUUGAAAUGAUUACUCACCAGGAAACUAAAACAAAGGAUGAAAAGGAUUAUAUAAUGAUUUUACUGUUCUAGCGAACAGAUACCAUUACGGACGGCUUUAAUUUUUAUUUUGGUUAGUCUUACCAACAAGCAUUUAAUUCCCAGCUAAAAGAAUAAGUGAACGUCAGUCUCUCUUAUUCGAAGUAUAAUUGUCUUGAUCAACAGCUUACAAUAAAAGCUCAAGACCUGGGAAGCCCAUCAUUGUCAAGCGAGAAAACAAUAACUGUUGCCUUGAAGAAUAUCAAUGACAACAGUCCAAUCUUCGUUGAGGUAUGUAUUCAAAUUCAAAUUCAAAGUAGACAGACUGCAAUUUAUAGUAGUUGGUAAAAAAUAUAUCUACGUGUCCAAACUGUUCAUCAGUAGGAUGCCUAAAAUGCGUGCAAUUCCACAAUUGGUUUCGGCUCCAUUAAAUCCUAUACCAAUUGCAGAACAUUUUAGGAGGAGCCACCCACCGUGUGAGCACAGUCGCGGACAACACAUAUAAGUGAGGAAAAUAACGCAAAGCAAAACUAAGACGUUAUUAAACGAACUAAAUGUACACGCAAUUUAAAUAAAUAAAUAAUGCACGCGCCCAAAAUUGAAUUGCGCGCGUACACGUACCAGUAUGCAACCGAAAUAAAAAUCCUAGUAAUUAAACUGGAAGACCUAUGGCUUGCAGGGCAUGCUGAAAGAAGGGGAGGGGAGGCGAGGGGAACAAGAGGGCGAAAGGCAAACGGGAAAGGGUCCUUUUCCCUCUCUCCUCAGUCCCUCUCCCUUUUCCCCCAUUCCCCUGCCCUUUCAAGGCUUGUCACGCAGGUAAGAAGACCUAGUAAUGGAGUUAGCGAACGCCGCUAAUAGGAAAUACCGUUAUAAUUAAUUCGUAAGGUUUUUUGCCUGAGUAACUUGUGCAUACAUUUUUGCAUUUUUGUCUAAAUCAGUAACAUUACCAAUGGAUUAAAAAUUAUACUGUUAAGCUUUAUAACUAUUUUCAGCGUCAAGUGACGCUAUCGGUUGGCGAGAAUCUUGCUGCUGGGGCAGAAGUAGGGACCAUAGCAGCCUUUGAUGCAGACCAGGACGGUCCAAUAUUCUAUUACAUCCAAGGUAAACGUAAACAAUACCAUCAUGUUAAGAAGCUUGGUAAGCCAAGUUUAAACUGGGUUAACAAGGCUUACGAGUCAUUUAGCACGUUUGCUCCAAUGGGAACCACUCAUCAAUUAACACGAUUAAUGAACCAACUUAUUACAUGUAAGAUUGUUACGGAGACGGAUUUAGCACUUAAUUACUAAUAGAGGACAGUUUUUUAUGUCUCCUACUUGGAGACCGGACAAUCUGUUUUAUCUGUUAAUCUAAGAGACAGCUAUUUAUUAUUGUCAGGAGGAAAUACCGAGAAUGUAUUCGUCCUAAACGAGACUUCAGGAGUACUGAGAACGACAGGCCCGAUUGUAAGUACUUUGGAGGACAAAUUGUUUGGAUGUAGUUAAGGAAACAAAUUAAGUUUUCUCAGUGUAAUUUAUUAUAAGUGCUUACAUUUUAAGUGAAGCAGAGGGCUCGUGGCAUCCUAGAUAACUUUAUAAGACUUUAUUCAUACCAACCUUAAGUUUUUUCCGGUUAUCAGUCUAGGAUAGCAAACUAACAAUUGCUGGUUUUCAACUAUCCUAUUUUAACAGGAUCGAGAGGUCAAGUCGCAGUUCUUUUUGUAUAUAAAGUCCUCAAAUGUAAAGGUUUGUAAACACUUUCUUAAUAGGAUCCAGUAUCGGCUUUGAGAUUCGGUUGUUUUGCUUUGCUACUUCUACCAAUAUCUAUUGCUCUUUGCAUUAGCUGUGAGAAGUACGCCUCAUCGUUUUGGUUUUGUUUUUGUUUUGUUGUUAUUUCUUUUUCUCUUACUUACAGCUUGAUCCAAAUACUCUUCAGCCAAGAAACAGGAGAGCUAUCCCAGAUGCAAGUUCGAAUCAAACAAACGCUACAAUACCAAGUAUGUUUUGAUUAUACCUUGUAUUUCUUACUUUAAUGUUUGCCAUGUGGAUCAUAUGCACACAUCGGUUUCAGAAAAGAUUUUUAAUCGGCUUUUAGUGUCAAAAAAGAAAGCAAUAUACUGAACUGACCCUAUAGUGUUCCCCAAUGGCAAAGAAAACACAUGCAUCUUGGUACUAGUGCCAACGAAAUGCUUUGAUCUUUUUCAAUCGCAUUCGCUGGCUUUAAUUAUUUUUUGAAGAAAAAAAAAGAAAGGAGCAUGCUUGCUGCCUAGUUAUGCUUAGCAUAUCUGCGUCCACUAUGUGCGACGAAGUCUAAUUACUUCGUCCAAAAUGUUUUUAAAUUACGCUGAUCAACGAAUGUUUUAUUGCGCUAUUAUCGUCUGAGUAUCGAGUGUUUUUUUGUGGCUUUAUACCAUUUACAUUUAGAAAUUACCAGAUAUAAGGUACGUAUUACUGAGGUAUACCUGUUCUUAAAACAGAUGACGUUGGAGUUCAGUUGGUUGUCAUACAGAUUACAGAUAAAAACGAUAAUGGACCACAUUUUUCAAAGAUACUUUACACUGGAGGUAAAAGCUUUUUUUUGUUUAAAUUCUUGCACUCAGUAAAAAUGUGUGCUUUGCUUUAUACCUUUUUUUAACACGCUCACUGUUAUUCAUGUAUUACCUUUUAGGAGUUUCAGAGGAUGCACAACACGGAAGUAACAUUCUUCAAGUUUUUGUAAGGAGCACCGCCACGAUAUUUUUUUUAAAAUAAGCAGUUAAAGGGGCUGUCAGGGCUGGCUUGUUCAUUUUGUCUAUAAUGUUAACUAUAUAUUAGAUAACAGGUCUUAUUCGCUAUGAAACUAACUAAGCAAUGUGAAUGACAAAAUCACAACCUCAUGGUCUAGACAAAGAUGUUUCCUUCAACCCUUGCAAACAACAAAAAUGAACAUAGAAAAACCGUCAGGAGAACAAUUUUUUGAAAAAAAUACAAGUGAAAUCUGUUUUAAUCUUCUUAAAAUUUUGUCUAUUUGUCUUUCAUUCGUUAUAUUCGUCGAGUUAUAUCCAUACCUUCUUUCAACGUUCUAAGCAGUUGUUUUAUAUGUUUCACACGUAUGGCCACUGCUGAAUGUUGAUAAUUUCAUGACAAAGCUCUUUUAAACUUGCUUUCAGUUACAAUUUGACAAAUUCAAGCUAUUCUUUUAUGGUACUACAGGAUUUUCCUCGGUUCAAUUUAAACAAAAAAUAUAUUCGAUUCACUUGUCGAUCACUGUUUCAAGUCAGGUGCACCCAUAUGUCCGGUGUAGCAGACUCAAAGUGCACUGUCUAAAAGGGAAUUAGUUAUUACUUAGGUUAGGGAAACUAGUGAAUCGACGUUUUCUUUAAUAAUUAGGCGACGGAUUCUGACGAGGGCAACAACAGCCGUAUUGCUUAUGAGCUACUGAACACAAAGGACAGCACAGCAUUCAGUAUGGACCGUGAGACUGGUUGGAUCAAAGCCAAAGUAUCUUACGCAGGGCAGUUUGGGAAGGAAUUUUCCGUUGAUGUCAUCGCCAAGGAUCGCUUUGGUGAAGAACCGUAUCUAAAUGAUACCGCAGAAGUUAAGGUAGGUUAAAUGUUUCCACAAUUUUUUUGUACAGUUUCAAGCCAGUUGAACUCAUAGUGUACAAAAUAAUUUACUGUACAUUAUUGAUCUUCCGCUUGUUUGUAGAUAUAUGUGUUAACUGACGUCCAGAGAGCUGUCAUUAUCUCAGGGAGAUCACCAGAUUUUGUUCGUGAAAAUCAAGAUGAGUUGAAACGGUAACUUUGAUUAGACAUUAUUAUCCUUACCUUACCUUGCCUCCUUACUCUCUAUUUAAUUGGGCACAAGGCCCCCGCACUUCUCCAGCUCUUUUGAAUACUGUGUCUGGUCUCAGUAAAAUUAUACGGCAGAUUCAAGUUGAGAAUUUGUCAAAAUAGAAAAUGAGCAGAUGAAAACGGCUCAAAACAAUUCUUUAUAAAAAAAAUUGCGUGAAAGUACUACUUAAUGUGUUGAAAUAAUGAACAGUUAAUGACUAGGAAAGGGGAAACUUGGUCACGUAGUACAAAUUCGCGUUUGCCGUGUGACGUAAACGUGAUGCUUAACCUCUCUCAUGAUGUCUUUUAACGGAGAUAGGACAUUAUCCCAUCACUAAACCCUCAAACUGGAGGGCUAGGUAUUGCAAUUCCUCUGAACUUUCACCCAAAACCUGCCAAACACGUUCAGGCGCUACACUUAAGGAGGAAAAAGUAUUACACAUCAAACCCUGAAAAAUAUAUUCUCUGACAAAAACUUGUAAGUUCAUCAAAACUGGUUCUUAUCCUGUUAAGACUUUAUUUUCAGACUCUAAGGGACCGCUCAUUAUUUAUCGCCUGGAGACGGAGGAUUUGGGGCUAAGCAAGGUGAAAUUUAGCCGACCCCCCCUUUGAAUGUUACUUUACUGAAAUGAUCCCCCCUAAUAACUUUUGAUGACUUUCGCGAUCCCUCGCACCCCCCCCCCCACGCCCCCACGCCUCCCCCCCCUCCUCACCCCUCAACGCCUCUCAACCCCCACCCCCCCCCUUCUGUACUCCUUUCCCUCCCGACCUUCUUUUUUGCCCCCCCCUUGAAUCCCUCCAUCCCCCUCCCUCACCCCUCUCACCCACCCCUCAUCUCGCAACCUGCUCCUAUACCCCAAUACUCCUUCUACCCCCCCCCCCCCCCCCCCCCGCCCCGCCAUGCCUUCAUUUUCCAAGCAAAUUUGAGUGGUCCCCCCUCUGAAUCGUUCCAAAGUUUUCUGCGAUCCCCUCUGUUGGGUUCUCAGAUACGACUGAUCCCCCCUAAAAUUCCCCCACCCCCUUGGGCGAUAAGAAAUGACCGCCCCUUAAAGGCGCUUCACACCACUGAUUUGAGUCAUGGUUUGUUACUUUUCAGGGUUCUGGAGAAUAUCACUGGUUACAUUAUCAACAUAGAUGACAUAAACUAUUACAAAGAUGAAAAUGGAAAAUAUGACUAUGACAGGUGACAAUUCUUCCUUUAUUUUUCUCUCUCAAAUUUUUGCACCAUUCCAUUGUUUUAACAGGUUAUCAUUUUCAGUAAAAGGAAGAGCAGAUCACUGAGGUGGAACAGGAUGUCAUUCUUCUAAAUAAAGAAUUAUUGUUCCACUAAAGGCCUGCUGGUUCUAAAACAAUGAAAAUUUAAAGGUGAAUUAAAUCAGAUAUAACAUUGUGACCCUUGGUUAUCUCAAAAAUAAUAACCUCGGCCUCGCGCUCAGAGAUUACUUUAUAAGAGGCCUUCAGAGUGUGGGCAUAAUCCUGUUUACAGCUAUUUCGAGAAAGGUUGUCGGCAAAAAUGUGCACGCGACGAUCCCGAAAGAGAAAUAUGGGAUAUGAUCAAUACACAGUAGCUAUUCCAGACACUGUGGCUGUCAAAACUACUUUUGUUGAUUUCAUUUAGCACGCGCAAACAUAUAUCCAUGGCCUCUCGUGCCAUUCUAUCAAAUUUCUUUGAAGAACAGCGAACUCAAAACCACCCACAAUACCUUUCGGGAUUGUCGCGUGCACGUUUUUCGACAACCUUUCUCGAAAUAGCUGUAUAUAUUGUUUCUCGGGCGUACAAGGCGGGCAAAGGGGUGGGCAGGCCUCAGUAGAAUGUUUUAUUAUCCUACAGAAAAUAAGAUUUGCUGAUUCUUUGCAUGUUUACCCUCUUUUUCCAAAGGACGGCAGUGUUGUUUCAUGCAGUCGAUCCGAAAACAAACAAGGUGGUUGACAAGGGUAUUGUCAUCGAGUAAGUUUGGGUUCUAUACAGCCAUUUAUAUUGUGAUUUGAUCUAUUCGCAGGAUUUUCCUUGUUCUUUGAAGAGGGUUGCAAAAAGGCAGGGGUUGGAGUGAGGCAAUAGCCAGUCAUAAUUUUGAAAAAUGGAAGUCAGUUAAUUACCCGCAUUUUACACAAUCGUUAAAAUCAAUUAAUGACAAUCUAGCGCCGUUGUGGUCUAACUUCACAGCCAUGCAUUUUGUUAUUUGACCCGCCAAUAAGUGAUUCAAUAACAAGAAUAAGAAUAAUAAUAAUUUAAAAAAUUAUAAGGCGCAAAUUCAACAGGAAAUCUCUGUACCUGGUCAUAAACCAAGUCAUUCGCCAAAAACUGCAAUGCAAGUGGAACUUCAUUGAAUAGAAUUUUUAUCACGUCGAGAUACUGUACCAUACCCGGCUUGGAACAUGUUCUGCAGUUUUCCUUAUCAAAGAACUGAGGAAAUAAUUUAAAAUAUGUUUAUUUCUUACAGAAAAAUCGAUAACAACUACGACAAGCGUCUUCCGUUUUUCCAGGAAUGGAAAAUUAAAGAAGUAAAGGUAAAUUCAAUUUAUAGUGGUUUUCACCAUAAGAUGAACUUAAAGCUUUACCCAACACAUGCUUAAAAAACUUUCUUAUGAGAUGAAUGAUAAGGGAAUGAUAAUGAAGGCGAAGACGAUGACAGUGUCUACACUGAAUGACGAGGAUGAUGACGAUUUCGUUAAUGACGACGAAUAUGACGACGACAAUGGUGAUGGUGAAUGAUGAUGAUGAUAAUGGUGAUGGUGACAAAACCGUGUUGAAACAGGACGACUGAAUCAGUGCAAAGUACUUCCAAUACAGGUCUUUUUUUAUUAAAGAAAUCAUAAUAUGUUAAGAGAUACAAAACAGGAAAAUAACCUUAAAAUAUGACGAAACUUUAGGUCAACUUAAUAAAAGCAACACACUUUAGUUGUCAUUAAUCUUUAAAAUUCGUUUUGAAAGUUUUGUCUUUUCCUUAUCACAAGGCUCACGUUCCGGAGGAAAAAGAAGACGAGUUUCCGGUGGUGUUAGCUGUGGUGAUCGGCCUGGGAAUCCUUCUCUUCUUGAUUAUUUUGAUAUUCUGUUGUGUGAUAUUUAAGCUGAGGAAAAGGUACGUCCUCGACCAAUGUUCCCUUAUUUUUGGAGUUAACGUUCAGUUGUUGUUGCUGUUGAUGAUAACAGAUAUUUAUAAAACCAGCCUUACCUUGAUGCCUUCACCCUAUCUUGGCGGAGGCAAUUUUAAUGAAAUAGAAUAGCAAACUCGCCACCUCUUUAGUUUUUAUUCAUUUUUUGUUAUUUAAUUCAGAUAAAUGUUGUAUGUGCAUUUUUAUUCUCAAACUUGUUUAGGCAAAAACGAAAACUCAGGGCAGCAACUGCAGCCAGUUAUGGAGGUAAAUACAAACUAAACGGUGAAUUAUUUACCAUUCUAGCCAUGUUCAUGAUUACCUUCAGUGCUUACCCUUUGAGCAACUUAUAAUCGGUUCAGAGGGUUUCUUGUUCUGUCUUUUUAAGAGACCUAAUUUUAAAGCUACAUUUACUGAAUAAAUCUAUAAUAAUAACAAAAGUGACACAAGCUGCGCCAAAGCGGCAGACAUAGAAAACAUACGUUUUGAUUGACUGCAUGCACCUGUCGGUUUAAUUACAUUUGCGAGUAUAGUUACAGGUGGUAUAACAAAACGAUAAGUUUUCUUUACAUUAAAAUGUGCUUAUGUUUUUGUUUGUGUUUUAGCCUGGGUUUGGGUUUCACACGAACAGGUUUCUUAUGCAUUCGUUUAUGUAACUAGUGUGAAUCGGUCUUACGAGCGGGACGUGAAAUUCUAUAAUGGCGGAGUUAUAUUUCAUAGACCGGCUGCAGGUACAGAAGUAAUAUUAAAUUAUCACGGUGGGCGUAUAGGACCCAAAAAAAUUUGGGUAGGAACUACUUUUGCAUUUUUUAUUCGUUUGAGCUCAAACUUUGCAGGAUGGUAAGACUUUGUAUUCCAAAAAACCCGAUGUUUUUGUGACGUCAUUUUCCCGCCAAAAGAAACGUUAAAAUCGAAAAACAAAAAACAUAGGAUUUUUUGGAAUACAAAGUUCUACCAUCCUGCAAAGUUUGAGCACAAACGAAUAAAACAUGCAAAAGUAAUUCCUACCUUGUAAUUUUUUGGGUUUUCGAUUUCGAAUGUACUAUUAAUUGGAAUAUAUAAUUAUUUGCGAGCAAACUACUUGAUUUCCUGUUUCUUGCAGGUUCCCGCUCAGUGAAUGGAAAUGGAACCGUUACAUCGAUAUCGACAACAAACCUGCAUAUUUCUGAAGGGUUUGUUAAAUUCUUUCACUUUUAAGUGAAAAAAAGUUGCUGCUCUCAAUUUUCCAUAUGUGAUCACUUUUUCAAUUGCUUUUAAUUUCUUAAAAAUUUACUCGUGUCGAGCCGAACGAGUACUGAGUGUUGUGUAAGCCACAUUCGCACUGUUCAGGAUCAAACUUUUAAACACAAGUUCGAGAUUAUAAGAUUCUUUUAUACACAAAGGCAUCCAACCAGUCAAGUCAGUCAAGCAAGUGUUCAAGCUUAAGCAAAGACGUUUUUGAGCGACGCAUGUCAACCGUAAGUGGGCCUCUUUCCUCUUUAAUCUGCCGCCUUUAUACCGUAAAAUUCCGAAAAUAAGCCCCUCCACGUAUAAGCCCCUCCAAAUAUAAGCCCCACAAACCGGUAACGCCAAAAAGCCUAAGUUAAAUCGCCCCUCCAAAUAUAAGCCCCUUGUACUUGGAAAACUGCCCUCAAAUACAAAGUAAAACAAAGUAAAAACGGUAAAUUUACUUCCAACUAUAAGGCUAGCCCUAUCGAUUUUGAGACGCAUAAGCCCCUCCGAACAUAAGCCCCUCCAAAAAUAAGCCCCUCAAAAAGGGCAUUCGAAAAAUAUAAGCCCCGGGGCUUAUUUACGGAAUUUUACGGUACUUUAAAAUUUGUAUUUUGGUGCCUUUAGUCUUAAAAAGACGAUUUGCCGCAAAUGUGGGCAAACCGACUUCCCAAGAAUAAAAACAAACACUUCCGAUUGACGUGCGUCGCUCAAAAACGUCUUUGCUUAAGCUCACUAAUGAUCCAUUUAAGGCCUUAUCUCGUACCCAGGUCUGACAAUGUCUUACGCUUCACAGAGGGAGAUCUGGGCAAGAACAAAAUGAUUUUGGAAGGAGAAAUUACGGAUGAAAAAAUGAUGUCUGAAUUUCAUCCGAUUACUUCGAGUAGUUAUUAAUCCCUCUGUAACGACGUUGCCGAGAGGAGGAAACGACUCGAAGCAGUCGGAUGAAAUUCAGGCUAGCAAAAAUGACCAGUUUUUCAUUUGAUUUCCAAACACUCAUUAAACAUUUAUUUCUUUUGCAUUUUUUUGAUAUAAUUUUUAAUUAUUAAUGAGUUUGAGAAGUGAAACAACCGUGUUUUUGCAUUCCAACAUGUUCCGAGCAAUUUGUCCUAUCAUUCUUCUUAUCUGGGCUCUAACUUAAAUAUAAUUUACGGUUCCACUGCAGAUCAAAUCCUAUCUGGGUUGACCCGUACCAUAACUGGGGCAUGAGAACAGACGACGAAGAUGGAUCCUAGUAAGAAUAUUGUAGAUUUUCAUAUGGUACUUUUCUAUAAUCUAGGACAGACCUAUUUGACGAUCAUGAUUUCCUAUAUAAAUCUUGGAACAAUUUUACACUACUUCCGAGCCGUGUUUUCCUGUUUUUAAGUUCAAGAUGAUUGAAAAAUUCAAUUGGUUGAAAAACAAUGAAAAUAAAUGGGGCUCGACUGAAAGUAAAACUAAUUCAUUGACACGUUAAGAUGGAAUCCAUCAGCAAAUUGAGUAAUUUCAAUUUUCAUUCGACAAACACCUUACAAUAUCACACUCUUUUUAGCACUUUUCAAGGGCUAUAGAUAUAAUUAGUUAUCUGUAAUAACACUAAAGAAAGUUUCCCAUGGGAGCCCGAGAAAAUAAAUGUCAAAUUUCGCUAGAAUUGUGAAAACAGAGUAAAAUUCUGAAAAUUUCAUAUAAAAGAUGUCAUUUUGUAAAAUUUUACAUUUAUUUUCUCAGGCUCCCAUGCAAAAUUUUCUUUGGUGUUAUUACAGAUAACUAAUUACAUCUAUUGUCCUUGAAAAAUGUAAAAAAGAAUGCAACAUUGUUUAAAUUAUUCUGGUACAAGGUUUUUGUCCACUUAAAAUUAAAAGUACUCAUUCACAAUUUCGUGAUUGAUUCCGUCUUAAACCUUGUGACGUCCAUUCGUGCAGAGUACAAGAUUGCUAUUACAAUAUAUAAUGAAUUGAUUAGUUUAUGGAGAUACGAAACGAGUGACUCUACCUUAUCUUAUAACUUUAGACACCGAGAAGUGGAUUGGAACUAAAAAUAAAAGCGAGGCGGAGCCUUUUUUAAAGAGAUUUAUUUUUUUCCUUUCGAAGCUUUAUUGGUGUGAAAAACACUGUGGCGAGCGUUAAAGCAGUUUCUGAAACCAUUAGUAAUGUCCAAGAUUUAAUUCAUCACAAUCAAUAUCACUGCCCCCUUCCUGUAUUCUCUUGUAUUAUCUUAUGAAUUUUAAGAAAGUUCAAUAAAAUUCAAACUCAAAUUGCUGCAUUUUAAUCUGAAUUUAGUGAAAUGAAUGUGGGACGAACAUAUGACAAUCUCUCGCCAUUCUAUGGAAGUCCAUUUCACAUAGCCGAGGACGCUCAUGGAGAGCUCUAUGAGGUACAGGUAUGAGUAAGGAGCAGUCCUCCGGCCGGCUCCACCUCUUCUCUUUACUGCUGGUAUGACUGUCUUUCUUCUUUCUAUCCUGUCUUCUCAUAAUAGCCGACGUCAUGCAUGUUUACGUCAGACGAGCAAUUUCACCACCGAGUCUUGUUUCGAAAAUCUUAUUUGGCAAAGUUUUACUAAAUUGAAUCCCCAAGACUGUUGUUUCAAAAACAAUACCAUGAGUAAUGAGUGCAAAUGCAAAUAAUUCUGUUAAAGAGCGAGCGAGGCUUGGUCGUGAAAUUUGCUCGUCAGGCGUAAACACUCAUAAGGGCCAUUCCAGAGUGCUUUGCAAAUUAUUAUUAUUAUUAUUAUUAUUAUUAUUAUUAUUAUUAUUAUUAUUAUUAUUAUUAUUAUUAUUAUUAUUUCAUGAUUUAAGACAAAUUUUUUACCUACAACUUUAACGAGUCCCAUGUAAUGUAGAACCAACGAAACGCCAGUAAAGACUGAGCCAAGUAUUUGAAAGCUUCGUUUUUACUCGUGAACUUGCAUACCUUGAUCCAGAGGUCCGUUCUCUAAAUAUUUAGUCCCGUUCGCCCGGUUUGACUUCUCCACGAGCUAUCAGCAAUUAGGUAAGAGAAAAAACCUCUUCCACUUCCGGGUAGAACUUGAACGACUCCUCCUUAAAAUUAUCUUAGAUUUUGAUAGGUUCUGUGUUACAUGAAACUGGUCAAGUCUAAAAUGUUGAUGAGAUUGUCUGAUAAAACGUGUCAAAGACUUUGUGGCAGUGGUAAUGUGAUCUUCACUAUCGAGGGGCUGUUUCACGAGAUGCUUAAGACAAAGUGUCUUAAGAAAGUGUACCCCUCAGAUUUUGACGAAGUUAGUACACGGCUUGUUGUUUUAGUCGGAAACUGUGCAUCAUGAUUCAACAGUCCGGUAAUUUUUCUCUCAACACUUAAUUCUUGCUUACUAACUUGCUACUUGACUAAUCUUUGUUCAGUGAGUUUAUCCUCCUUCCUAAUUUCUAAUAUCUCGUUAAACGUUGCCUUGCAUGACCGCAUAGCAUACGGUAAUCACAUUGUCCGAAAAGGUUCAGUUGGGCUCCGCUGAAUUUUGCUAGAUAUGCUUCAGGCUCUGAAGAAAAGUCUUGUUCGUAGGAAAAGCCUAAAAACAAAUUAAAGGUAAAUUGGGCAAAUAUAAUAACGAUUAUGAUUUUGACGUUUUGUCUACUGUUGCAGGAAUUCUCAACGGACAUGCGCGAAGAUGAAACAAACAGCAUAGAGGAAAAUCCAGGGAAGAGUUGUACAGGAAGCAGAAAAAGCUCCUCCUCACCCCCCUCUCCCGAGGUAUAUGAGUCGUCGCCAAGAACGGAACGACUCUACAACACCGAAAACCAAGACAAAUACAUUAUCACCUCCAUAUAAGUCCUCGAGAGAAAAAAAAAGAAUGAUGACUCAUAAUAGAUCCUUCCAAGGUUUUUUUCAACUUUUGACUGGCACCAGUUAGCAAAACCCGCCAACACGGCUUCGUGAAGAUUGCCUUAAGACCAAUAAAGACGCCAAGUUUGAAAGUGAGUUGUUGAAAACUUACAAAGAUAAAGUUCCUUAAGGCCAUGUAAUCUACCGUUUUGUGUGGUGGGGGCAAGCUUCCCCCCACCACACAAACAAGUGUAUGAUUUUUCGACUUUGUGGAGAAAUAUUAAUUUCGCUCUCUUUGGACGUAUCACCUUUAAACUUAUUUUAAUAAGUUACCUAAUUUUGAGGCCCACCACUUAGUAGUGUUAAUGGGUCAAAAGUUUUAUAAAAGAGUGGAAGGGUCUAUUAUGAAAACAAAUGUAUUUGUAAUUACAACUGCGAUUUGUUGAAAAUAAAAAUGGCAGCACUUUUUUGGGAAUUUGCUCACUUUUUUUCUUAAAUUGAGCGAUUACAUACAGGCAAACGCAAUUUUUUUUUUUUAUAAUAAGUUUUUUAUAUUUUUAAUAAAAAGAAUUAUGUUUAAAUGUUUAAAGCAUUUACAAAAAGGUAAUUCAAUGCAUGGUGAUGAAAUCUAGUGCAUUCUUUUUUUUUUUUAAUUCAUAUGACUAUCUAGCACUUUGAGUGAAAUACUUCUGUGGAGGUCUGUUAAAUUGGAAGUUAAAGCCGUGCUGGCAUGGCGCAAUGUUACAAAUAUUUUUCCUCAUUCAAAACAAAUGUAAUCUAAGUGAUAACUGUAAUGAAACAAAAGGAUCCUAGACUAGACAUUUGUAUCACUUGUACCUAAUUAUUAGCUCCUUUUACAGCGAUUUUUAACAUUUGAGGCGUGGAAGCUACAUGCCAUUUAUGGACAAUGUUAAGGG